ACUGUCAUCUCAGCGGGUCAAUGGCCGGUUCUUUUCCUCCGGCCCGCCACCCGAACGGAGAGGGGCGGGCUGCAGCAAGAGGAACCUUUUCGGCCCGCGAGGAGGAACCGCCAAGCAGCCCGAGGGGAAGCGGGCGGCCACUGCGGUGGCAGCUGUGGCGGAGGCUAGAGCGAGAGCAAAGCUGGAGAAGCUGCAGCCUGGCUGGGCGGGUAGGCGGCGCUUGGGUCCCCCAGGCCUGGCGCGGGUUGGCAGGGGUGAGGGAGCGGAGGCGGGGCGAGAGGCGAGCUGGGAGGGACGCCAGCCUGCGCUGGGUUCGGGCUGCCUGGCUGGCUGGGGCUGAGGCGAAGGAAGCAGCGCGGCGGCGAGCGAGGGCUGCUGUGGUAGCGGCGGCGAAGCAGCAGCAGCAGCAGGCGCAGACGGAGGCUUGGCGCGCUCGGCUUCUCUCCCUUCGCUGCAGGGCGCGCGGCUGGGGCCCGGGCGGGUGCGUGACAGCCGAAGGUGAGAGCCUUUCCUCCCGCGUCGCCGUCCCCUCGCCGCCGCCCGCCCGCCUCCCUUCCCUGCCUCGCUGCUGCCGGCCUAGCGAGCGUGCGGAGGGGAGUCCGGCGGCGGCGGCGGCGGGGCCGGGACGCCGCUUGGCCGCGCGCUGCAGACAUCCUGUUCGGCGGCGCGAGGCCUCCUGCCGCCUGAAGGGGGGCUUCGCUGUCUCUCUCUCUUGCGCGCGGCUCCUGCUUCUUCCCCUCCUGGUGACAGGCAGGCAGGCAGGCAGGCAGGCAGGCAGGCAAGCAGGCAAGCAAGCAAAGCCUUGCAUUGCAUUCAUUUCCCGUCUCCCCUGCCCGGCUGGCUUGGCUGGAGGAAGUUGAACUGGAGCAGAGCGGCGUCCUUGCAGCAGCGGGACCCGAUCCCCGCGCCAGCUGGUAUGCUUGCGAAGGAGAAAAAAAUGCUUUCUCUGGGAAAGGGCGCUCAGGAUUGCAGGAGGCAGCCCCGCUCCUCAGCCCCAGACCAGCCUAGGUGCCCUCCACUCUCAAGGUCUGGGAAGGGAGGAAUUGCCGGGUGAAAUAUUUCGUAUUCCCUGCCUCGCCUCCCCCUUUUUUGGGGGCUGGUGGCGGCCGACAGAGUUAAAGCUCCGCUGAACUGCAUGCAUCGCGGUUAGGCGAAUUCUCAAUCGGCUACAGGUCGUUUGAAAAACCCGGAAGGACUAAACCCUCUCGCUGACUUUAUAUUUCAAAAUCUGAACACGUUUCCUUUUUCUUUCUUUUUCUGCCCCCCCCCCCCCCGGUGCUUUUUAUGGACUUUGCACAGCGGCUGUGCUGCGUGAGGAAGUCCACACUGCUGGCUUAUGUGGGGAAGCGAAUCAAAAGAGUGCAUGGCACUUCUUGGUCUAGACAGUGUGCAAUGGCAAGAGCGGAGCACAAGGUGCUAGACUUGGUUGAUGCUAAAUAAAGCUGGCUAAAUAUUGACACUAAAAUCUCAUUCUCUGGAUAAGUGAGCAAUCCACGGAAGUUAAUCUGGAAAACUGCUUCACACCAUUUUCCUGAUAGGAAUUUUAGUCAUGUAUCAGAAGGCAACCCCCCCCCCCCACUCCUGUAAUGUAUUCAUAUUAUAAGUACCGAAUUUGCAUAAUGUAGUUCAACAUAACUUUGCUCUUUUCUACAUGUAUUGUCUUUACUAUUUUGAAAAACUUUAAUUUCUCUUAUAAAUAAAUAAGCAAACUCUUACUACCCUAUCCGGACUACACAGGGAGACUUACUGGUUUUAAUUAGAUGCAAUGUGAAGCAGAGAUGCAAUUUGUUGAAUUCAUAGCCCAGAUAUUAUAUGAAGCUUGUGUUGCCAAAGCUGCAUUUCAGUGAAGUGUAAUGAGCUGUUAAGCGAACUUCUUGUGCUAUCGAGAGUGCUGCAUUGUGUUUGCUUUGGGAUUUACUGGUGGCAUUUUAGAAAAAUAGCUCUUAUUAGUGUAUUGUGUCUUUCCUGGAAAUGGAAAGUGUCUGGUUCUGGAGGAACAAAUGGCUGGUUGAAGGAUUUGAGUUCAGGAAGCGGAGAGGAAAGUCUUGUGUUUUCUGCUGCCAAAUCCUUGCCUCUAAGCAUUGGAUUAAAACGUGCCCACACUGAAAAUAGAGGGUAUAAGAUGCAUAGAACCAUUUGAAUAGGCAGAGAAAUUUAUUGCUGUUCAGAUGACAAGUGCAAAUGGAAUUAAGCAAGGUGUUGCAUUUUCACAUGAUGUGUGUUGCUGGGUUAUAUUUUUAUUACCGUAAUUCAUCAACAGAAAAAAUCCAGUGUGUGGUACCCAUAAUGUAAAAAAUGAAGACACUGGGUUGUAGCCAACAUAAUCUCUACUCAGAGUAGACCCAUUGAAAUUAAUAAACUUGACUAACUUAUUUAUUAAUUUCAAUAGGUCUACUGUGCGUAGAACUUAGUUGGAUACAGACCAAUUAAUUGAAUGUAUAAGGGAGCAAAAAACAAAACAAAAAACCAACACCCUAGUAAAAUCUCUGUGGUGCCGACAGGAGGAGCUAUUAUAACUUAAGGCUAUGACACUCACAGGUGCAAUCCUGUGCCUGUCUACUCGGUAGCAAGUUCUGUUGAGUUCAUUGAAACUUACUUCUAUUUCAGUAAGUACACAGUUGUAGUCUUAAUGUGAAGCUUUUUGAGGAAUGAAUGCAAAGUCUAGAAAUUUGUAUAGUAGAACAGAUCCUUUGCAAGUGUAAGGUACCAGUUUGUUAAAUAAUUUUGGCCAGAAGAGCUGGGAAUGACUUCUACAGUCAGAGUACAGUGGUACCUCAGGUUACAUACGCUUCAGGUUACAUACGCUUCAGGUUACAGACUCCGCUAACCCAGAAAUAGUGCUUCAGGUUAAGAACUUUGCUUCAGGAUGAGAACAGAAAUUGUGCUCUGGCGGCGCGGCGGCAGCAAGAGACCCCAUUAGCUAAAGUGGUGCUUCAGGUUAAGAACAGUUUCAGGUUAAGAACAGACCUCCAGAACGAAUUAAGUACUUAACCCGAGGUACCACUGUAUACUGUUCUGAGGUAGAGGGACUGCUAUAAAGAAAGAAUCCCAUUACUCCUCAGGAUUAAAACCUGUAAGCUACAGAAGGAUAAAAUCUGGACCACAUAAAUUUAAUGGGCAUUCUGCUUCUUGAUCAGGCAAAUCCAAUUCCACUUUAUUUAAAAGAUCAUAAUAAUAUUUGCAUAUAGUACUUGGAUUGUCCUGCAAUGCUGUAAUUACUUAUAAGGGAGUAAGCCCCAUUGCACUUCAUGGAAUUUACUUCUGAAUAGAUGUGCAGAGAAUUGCAUUCUAACUUCUUUAAAAGCUCCUAUAAUUAGUACAGGACUGUUUACAAUAAUGGCUGGAGACAGUGUUUUAAUUUUGUUUAAAAUGUGAUUGGCUUGUGGAACACAUUAAUAGCACAAAGAAUAAAUGUAACAAGUAAAUAGUUCUUUUAAAAAGUUAUUGCUUAAUGUGUAAGGUCAUAAAGAUGUCUUAGGCAGAGCAAAUAGCUCUUCAGCGCAACUUCAGAAGCAGAAAACUCAUACUAAAAUGUCUUGGUCAAGGAAACAGUUGAGGCUAUCCUGAAAGAUUCUUUGCUGUUCUCAAACUGACUGCAAACCAGAGACUGAUCUGUACCAUCUCACUUGCUGGUAUAAAUACUGCAGUAUUUCUGUACAGUGGUACCUCGGGUUACAUACGCUUCAGGUUACAUACGCUUCAGGUUACAGACUCCACUAACCCAGAAAUAUUACCUCGGGUUAAGAACUUUGCUUCAGGAUGAGAACAGAAAUCGUGUAGCUGCGGUGCAGCGGCAGCAGGAGGCCCCAUUAGCUAAAGUGGUGCUUCAGGUUAAGAACACUUUCAGGUUAAGAACGGACCUCCUGAAUGAAUUAAGUACUUAACCCGAGGUACCACUGUAUUAUGGAAGUAUUGGAGCACGGCAGCUGUGUUGGUAAGAUCCAUCAGUUUGCUGUCUUGGAGAGUAGGCUUAACAGCUAGAGGUUUGCUGGGCAAGACCAUGCUUGGCCCCGAUUUCCAAUACAGAUUUGUACUGGCUGAUAACAAAAAGGCAAAAUGAAACUGCUGCAUUUGGGGAAUACAGUACAUGGGUAUAGAGGAGUUCAGCACUUAACAAAGCGACUUGGGACAUUUGCUUCCCAUGUGAUGCAUUGUCAACCCUGAGGUUCAAGGGGGUUGUUGCCGUAUUGUAUCUACAGUGCAACCCUCCCUUUUCAGAUUUAACUGAAAGUUUGUUGGGGUGGGUGGAGGGGCUGUGCUAUCUAUCUCUACUGGUGGGGAGGGGGGAAAUAGGUCAAACUUGACAUAUUUUACAGUGUUUAGAGAAGAACUCUAAUUGGCAGUGUGCCAAAAUGGUUGUGUCAACGAGAACAAAGUGAGUAGGCCUUCUCACACACUUGUGCACUUGUGGAGCUGAAACUAUUUCUUAGCGUGAUAAUAAAUAUUUCAAAGCAUUUGAGAUAUUUGGAGAAGUGUUAAUUUUCUGGCACAGGUUGUGUAUAUAUUUAGUUGAGUGUUGGCGAUGUUCCAGACUCUCAAGUCAAGGUGUGUUUAAGUGGACUUGCUUGUUUGUUGCAAGAAUUAAUGAUGAAAACAAUGUACACAGAAAUCACUGUAGAACAAUUUAAUUAAUACUUACGGUGCAUUCCCCCUUGUUUCCAGUUCCAGAUGUGUUCCUAGGCAUAGGUGUGAAAGUUCUAGAGUUAUUAGUAGACUUUCAUAGCCAAUGCCGAAGUGUUCAGUUCCUUAGUGGGGGCAUGUUGAGGCACAUAACCUUACCUCCCCGCCACUAUACUCCAAGAGUCUAAAUCCAAUGUAAGAUGUUUGGCUAGCUUCCACCAGUACAUAAGAGCCCUGCAGGAUCAGAUCAAAGGCUUAUCUAGUCCAGCAUUCUAGGCGAGCCUGAUGCUUGGGCAAUAGCACAAUCCCAUAGGUGCAGUGGCAAUGCUGUGCAAAAUUCUGCAUGCUGUAUCUAUAGAAAGUGGUUUUCUUUUCUAUUAGAGGCUGUUUACUGAGUGUAAUCAGUAAAUAUAUUUACUGAUAUGCAUAAUUUUUCCUUACUAAGAGGUUUACCCCUGAGUUUUGUUGGUGGGCUUUGUUAGAUGGAUUUGCAUUUGUCAAGCGACUUGGAGGCUCCACCUUCUCUGGAGGACCGAGGGAACCAGAUGCAACAUCCUGUUGUCGUGCAUGCGAUUUUGCACGACAUCAGGAUGCUGUGCAAGAUCGGGGGGGGGCACAGUGCCUCAGCCCCCAGGAGCUGGCACCCUUGUAGCAUAUCAAUUCUUUCAAUGCAUCAUUUCCCCUUCUUGCAGAUACCAGAGAGUGGAGAAAAUUAGCAUAUAGUGAUACUGCAUGUUCAUUCGUGGGUUCCUAAGUACAGCAGAAAGGCUGGAGUACUGUGGGAGAAGAGCUUAUGUAGAGACGCUACAUGGUGCCUUUGGAUGGUUGAUAACUUGUGGCAUCUUCAGAAUCAAAGGGGCAGCUUUGCAGCGAGGAGUGUAACAGAAUGACAGAAGAGGUGGGGGGGAGAUAGGCACUUGUAACAGAGCUUACUGGCUCUCAAAUGUAAUUCUUAUUUAAUCAAAGCAGUCAGUAUACCCAACUAACGUAACCAAAGUAGGAGUUUGGGAAGGGACUGUUACUUGCAGGAGGUCUGUUUCUCCUCUUUUCUUUCCAAUAGUUUCACCUUUUAAGUACAUUGAUAGAUGGCGACUUGUGCAGAGCUGUUUCUUGACGUUGUGUAUAUGCACAGGAAUACUCUUUUACACUUGGCUUACAGUCACACAGCCAAAUGACAACAUGCAUGAAAAUAAUUCUGUUGACGGAUGAUGAUUGGUUGUCCUUAUUGAUUAGUGUUCACCAACAUUUCCUCAGUGCAUUGAAGAUGUAAGGGAUCAAAAGGCACUUCCCCCCUUAUAUUAUGAAGCGUGGCUCAUGGAAGAGUAAACAUGGUGUAAAAUCCCAUGUUUUUAAGAUCAUGAGAACCAAAGGACCUGUUAUCAUUACUUCCAAUAUAUUUGCCAGUCAUCAGUAGACAGAGAUAUGGCACUUUGUGCUCCAUUUUUCUUCAUUCAUACAUAACUGCACAUUGCAGGUCUAGAUAUAGAAAAAGAUGAUAACUUUUAGUAAACAUUUACAUCCGUUAGUAACCAUCGCUUAUAUUGAGAAAUAUUUCCCCAUAUUUUAUCGUCUAAUGCUACUGAAUCUGUGUCAUUGCUAUUACUUGUGAAGCCAUCUGUGCUACAAGUUUCUUCACGUAAUUCCUCUUCUUCCUGUGAACUCACUAAUACAGUCAUCAGGUAUCUGUCAUCAUUAAUCAUUCAACCAGUGUUAUUAAUGGUUAACAGUGGUACCAUCACUAUUUUGGAUCUCAGUAUCUUGAGCUUCAAUAUUUUGUUUGUGUGAGAUUCUAUUUUGUUUCUAAUUUUUCCACAUUUCUAUGGUGGCCCUAUUUUCACAGAAGAGUAAGCCAUGGUCAAUAACAAACCAUGGCAUACCACAAAUCAUGCUCGUCACACUCCUUCCUUUACUGAGCUGGGUGGGAACAAAGCAGAGUGCUGUCUGAAUGUUACAUGUGAACCAGCACUCAUGCUUUCCUUGUCUUCAGACGAGCCAUGAGCAGAAGCCAAGGUUUGUUUUUGUGGCUUGUUUGGAGAGAAUCAAAUGGAAGCCCUGGUUCACAUUUAUUUUCUCUGUGCUAAGCAAAGGGAGCAACAGAGUAGAUGCAAUAUGAGCAGUCAUGGUAAACCAUAGUUUACCAUGAUGUGUGAACCCAGGCCAGGUCCUAAGAACAAAUUCAGGAGACAUAUUAGAAAAGCUCUUUGGUUUCCAACACCCAGAAACUUGAGGACCAUGUAGGACAGGGGCAGGGGACCUUUUCUGGCUGGUGGACCAGAUCCAAACCUCCACCAUCCUCUGCAGGUCACCGUGACCAGGUGUGGGAGGUAAUCACUUGUCCCAUUGUGACAUCAGGCGAAAACUUCAAAGGUGCUUGCUAAAAGCAUGCUGCAGAUGAAGAAUGUCUAUUUGCAGCUGUUGUUUGAAUCCAAACAUCCAAUUUUAUUUUCAUUUAUUUAUUAUAUUUAUAUAUUGCCUUUAUCUUCCGAGGAUAUCAAGGUGGUGUACAGUGGAUGCUCGGGUUGCGAAUGUGAUCCAUGUGGGAAGAACGUUUGCAACCCGCAUUGUUCGCAACCCGCAGCACCAUGUCUGCGCACGGGUCACGAUUCGGUACUUCUGUGCAUGCACAAAGCGCAAUAUAGCGCUUUUGCAUAUGCGCAAGCGCCGGAAGUAACCUGUUCUGGUACUUUUGGGUUUGGCACAGUGCGCAACCCGAAAUCGCGCAACCCGAAGUGUCUGUAACCCGAGGUAUGGCUGUACAUGGUUCUCCUCCCCAAUUCAUCCUCGCAACAACCCAUGGGUUAGGCUAAGAGAUGGUGACUGGCCCAAGAUCACCCAGUGAGCUUCAUGGCUGAGUGGGAAUUUGAACCACACUUAGCUCAAAUGGACGAAGCAGGGCUCAGUUUCAGUUCCCAUCAGCUGAUGGGCACUGAAAAUGAGCCCCCCCUUAGUGCAGCUGAUCCCAGUGUGGCUCAGAUGCAUGAAGGCACAGUAUGUCACAGCACAGAACAUGUAUACUGCCUUUGGUGCAGAAGACAAAACUGUCUCCUUAACUCAUAAUUUUCAUGCUUUUUGAUGCAUGAAUGACUUUGUAAGAACCUUAACUCUACUGAAGGAGUUUGAUCCUAGAAUUAUUAGGUCAGGUGUAAAUGGUUUCUGUGACUUUGAAAAUGUAGGAUUGGGUACCACAUCUAUUCUACUAUGAGCCAUAGUUCAUGAAAUACAGAUUUUCAAAAAUUGUGUUAUGUGAUCCUACUGCAACUGGGAUAGAGCGGGGUUUUUUUCCAGAGAAUUUCUUUGGCAGAAUUAAUCCAUCAGUUGGAAUUUUCACAUAACCGUUAUUCAUUAUACUUUGCAGCAAAUGGCAGAGUGGCAGUAUAAAAAAAAUAUUAUCCUGUAAAUAGUCUCACCUGCUAGAAUUACAUAGCCCCCUGAAGACAUUUUAUUCUUUGCUUUAAAAGGUUUUCACUGUUUAAGUGAAUGCUUUCACUUGUUGGUACAGCAAUGCAGCAAUUAGAUUAUGAUUUGAAUUUAGCUUUUUCUAUAGCUGUAGAAUGAAUAACAGGUGAAAUAAUAAAAACUUUAUAAGGCACCUACUGUUCUGGAUUUCUGUAAGCUAGUGUUUAGUGUGUAUAUUUAUAGUAUUUUACAGCAGUGUAUUGCUUUUUUAACUUCGUAAUCACACCAACAUGAUUUAAAUGUUCAAGCCUCGUCUUUUGCUCCAGGUCUAAUUUAAGUAUUUACCACUUCCCCCAGCCUGACAAAAUACUUCUCCUUAGGUGGUCUAGCUUCAGUACAGUUACAUAAAGCUGUGGGAAAUCACAUCAAAAUAUGAAAGGAGUAAGUUAAAGUCUUCAUAGAAAAAGUGUAACCUUGCUGUUAAAUGUAUAGUUUCUGAGGAAAUAAAAAAUGGAGGCACGUGAUUCCAUGCAUAAAAUCAAUUUGUGUUCGAGCAAUGCUUCUUCUCAAAAGAACCACCCCAAAGCAAGAAGGCAUGAUCGGGAGGAUGGCAUGGGUUAAACCCACCCUAGUUUAAUUCACUCUUUCUCAUGCUUGCCCUCAGCAUUGGAGAAGGUAGACGAGUAGGGAGAAGAGCACUGAUCCCCUAAGAGUAUAGCAGAUUUUAAAGAUAAGAGCCCUAGAGCACUUUUCCUGCCUUCUCCUGUCUUAGAACUUAAGCUCCUCUGUCCAUACUCAGUCGCUAGAUUCUUCCAUGAUGGAUAUUUGUUGAAGGAUGGUUUGCGCCACAAACUAGGCCUAAAAUGAAAGACCUGUGCUCCUUCACGCUCUUCCCCUUAUCGUCACUUUUAACUGUUUGCCCCUGUUUCUAUCUUUUUAAGCAUGUAUGAUACAAAGGUAAAGGGACCCCUGACCAUUAGGUCCACUCGUGACCAACUCGGGGGUUGUGGUGCUCAUCUCGCUUUAUUGGCUGAGGGAGCUGGCGUACAGCUUCCGGGUCAUGUGGCCAGCAUGACUAAGCCGCUUCUGGCGAACCAGAGCAGCCCACGGAAACGCUGUUUACCUUCCCGCUGGAGCGGUACCUAUUUAUCUACUUGCACUUUGACGCGCUAUCGAACUGCUAGGUUGGCAGGAGCAGGGACCGAGCAACAGGAGCUCACCCCAUCGCGGGGAUUCGAACCGCCGACCUUCUGAUCAGCAAGUCCUAGGCUCUGUGGUUUAACCCACAGCGCCACCCGCAUCCAUGUAUGAUAUAAUCACCUUUUAAUUGCUAAUCAUUAUCCCAUACCUGUUUUAAGUCUUAUGUGUUCAGUUUAUCCGUAUGUUUUAUCUUAUACUGGUCUGUGACCGAAAUAAAGUUUGAUACUGAUAUUUAAGCUCCUCUGUAAAAAAUAUGUGUAUGAAAUAGGGCUUCAGUAAUUUGCGAGGGGUGGGGUGGAAGUGCACCAAACAGAGAGCAGGGGUGACUUGGCCAUUAAGGAUGAGCACUUAUUAGGGGGACUUCCCAUAGAAUCAUAGAGUUGGAAGGGACCCCGAGGAUCAUCUAGUCCAACCCCCUGCAAUGCAGGAAUAUGCAGCUGUCCCAUAUGGGAAUAGAACCUGCAACCUUGGCAUUAUCAACACCAUUCUCCAACCAACUGAACUAUCCAUUCUAGCAACCCCUGGACUGGAAUGCGGAAGCAUUGUUCACCUGGUUUCCCAAUGCAGAGGUCACUGCUGGUAACUGAGAGAGGCGAGAUGGUGGGGAGGGUGGCAUGGUGUGGGGGCUGUCAGCCUGAGGCCCCCACCUCUCUGCCCACAUCAUACUUAUUUCCACAACAGCGUGCCCCUCUCAGUUACUGGCAGUGACCUCCUCAGUGAGAAGCCAGGCAAGCAAUGUUGCCCCACCUUGCUCUGUCCUGCCAGACUGGACUUGAUUUCCAAUGUAGAGGCAGUACUACAAGAAGUAGCGCACUGGAAACUAGUUUUCAGUACGUGCACUGAAGCUGUUAGUGCUCACCUACUAUCUAUAUUACGAAAAGAGGGGUGUUCGUGUAGGAGCUUCCCCUUGGAGCCAAAUAGAUUCUUUUCUGGGUUGGCGUACCUCCUUGGAGUUCUAGUUUGAAGUCCGUUUUGUCAGGUCUUCCAUUUUAAUUUUUGUUCUGUGCCAGCACACUUGUUUCUGAAACAUUUCCCACUAGAACCUGAGCUUACCGUAGUUAGAGCCUUCAAUGAGAAUGGGAGUAAUUACGUUAAUUUCAUGUUUGAAUUUUUUUCUUCCUCCGUAGGUGAAGUAUGUGUGCAGAACUCCACCGCAAAAAGUUUAAGAAAAGUGAACAUUUUCCAGCAAGUACAUCAGGAGGAGGUGCAGCAAGGAGUAAUUUUCAGCCCACCUUGAAAAAUUGUGCCCAUAAGUGCCAAGCUGACCUGAAAAGGAACUAGCUGGGAGUCUAUACAUAGAUAAAAGUCCACUCUUCUGAAAUUUCACUGAUUAAAUGUAAAAGACGCACAUACGGCCUCAGCUGUACAGCCACAGAUUCUGGUGCUUCUUAUGUGUUUGUGUUGCAGUCCUUCUAACUGACACGUUACUUCCCCUGUUUAUAACUUCUUUCGCUGUAUAUACAAUAAAACCGAGUAGCACUGUGUUGCUGUUAUUCGCUAAAAUAAUUGAAUGUUAAGACCUUUGCCAAAAUGAGUGCAGAAGGAUACCAGUACAGAGCUUUAUAUGAUUACAAAAAAGAACGAGAGGAAGACAUUGACUUGCACCUGGGAGAUAUUUUAACUGUGAAUAAAGGUACUUUAGUGGCCCUUGGAUUCAAUGACGGGGAAGAAGAGAAACCUGAGGAAAUCGGUUGGCUGAAUGGUUAUAACGAAACUACUGGAGAAAGGGGGGACUUCCCAGGAACUUACGUAGAAUAUAUCGGAAGAAAAAAGAUUUGUCCCCCAACUCCAAAGCCUCGUCCUGUUCGACCUCUUCCUGUGGCACCAAGUCCAGCAAGAGUAGGAACAGACAAUGAUCAACCAGGUUAGUAACGACUCUCCCCCACCCCUAAUCAUUGUGGUUCAAUGUCCAAACCUUUAUUCUAUGGAAUAUUAAGUGAAUACUGCAAACGGUAAGUCAUUGAAAUUGGUCAGAACACUGGUAGCUUUAUUUUAUUAUUAUUCGUAUUUUUCUAAACCAUGUUCACUUUGUAACAACUGCAUUUUCCUAUUUGGGCUAGAAAAGAGUUCGUGCUUUCCUUGCAUUUUGAUUGCCCUUGUGCAGCAUGACCAUAAAAUAGCAAAAACCAUAAUGGUUUUGGGAAGUACUUCAGCAUACUUGCCUUCAGACUGUGUUCCAGAGAACCUGUGGUACUUCAGUAAGAAUGUUGGUAACGGCAAACGAGUUUUCUUUAAAGAUACAUUUUCCAUUACUACCGAAUUUCCUCUGUAAAAUUUUACCCUUUUGAGUCUCAGGGCAUGUUGUCAAGUCAGCUAGGGUGAGAUCUGGCUAGUACUCUUCAGUGCUGUGCUCUUGAAAAUCUACAGAAUCCUCUGCAAAAAGUAGGGGUUCUCUUCAAGACAAGUGUGGAAGGAGUGUCCUAAAUGUAACCCCCCCCCCAAAAAAAACCUGUUGCUCUAACACAUAGGACAGGGAAAUUCUAAGGUAAUAAACAUUUCAGUUUAGAGCAGCUGUCACCAACAUGGUGCCCUCCAGAUACUGAACUAUAGUUCCCAUCACCCAAGAUUAUUGGCUGCACUGCCUGAGGCUGAUGAGAGUCUGGCAAUAUGUAUGAUCUGCAUACAUGAAUUAUAACUUUUUCAAUAACACCUGGGUAGUAGUAACCACACAUAUCACUGAAACUAUUACUCGCGGCUAUAAAUGGAAAUGAAAUAUCACUGCUACUGUUAGGUUGUAGUCAUGUGCCAGUUCUGCUAAUAUAGCUUAAUAUUUAAGAAAACGUACACUAACUUUAUUCAGAUAAAUACAUGGUUUUUAAAUGUAAUAGGGGCCAGCCCUGCCAUCAUGCAGAAUGAGGCAACUGUCUCAGGUGGCAGAUGCUGCUGCAGCGGCCCAUGGCUGCUCCUCCAGAUUCCUCCAGUCCUUCCACUGCCCCCUCCCAAAUGUGGCCUGCUGCCUCAGAUGCAGUGAACAAUGCCAUCUUACCACUAGUGUUAAUGUAAGCUUCAACUGCUGGCCCAGCUGGUUUUUGCUUGAGGGAAACACCAUUUUGUCCUUUGCUUCAUACAGCAAAAUGCCUUGGUCUGGGCCUAAAUGUAUUUUUGCUGUCCUCUGAGGCAUACUGGUAUUGAAAGCCAGGCCAAUCAACUUUUUUUGUAAGAAAUAUAUACAUGUAAGAGAAGGAGGUUGGGAAGGAGAUGGUUUUCACAAAUUCUUUCACCUCCCCACAGUCUAUUUGCUCCAGAGAGUUGGGAGGACCCUCUGGAACAGCAUGGGUGAUGGUUUGGUGCUUGCAGGGGGCACGGGAAUCCCUGGAAAUUGCCUCGCUCUCAUCUUCUCCUGAUGGAAGGUUCCAAUGGAUCAGAGAGUCUUCCAUCAUUAGAGAGAUGCCACUUGGAUGCAACACUUAGUCUUGGUGACUUCUAGUUCUUCGUGUUCUCUCUUCAAGCUCUCCUGUGUGUGUGACAACAGAAGUAACAUACUAGGAAAUCAUUUUUGUUACUUUAAAUGAAUUCAUGUAACGGGAAUCUUUAUCGUUUUGUUUGUUGAGUAACAGCGUUUGUCAUCUUCACCUUUCAUGGACCCCUGAAUCCCGCCUGCCCACCAAAAUCCCAAAGUAGUACAGAAUGGUAAAAUGUUAAAGCUUGAUUCAGAAAAGUAGUUGCUGAUGGGAAGGUGGCAAAGUGGAGUGGAAUUGAAUUGCAAGAGGUGGCUCUGGCUACAUGUAUCUGUGUAUAUCCAUCUCCUUUGACGUUGCCUGGGGAGCAGGAUGUGCAUAAAUGAAUUUCCCUCUGAGGUUCUGUUGUGCCCACAAAGUAGAAGAGAAAGUGGAAACAUGUAACAUGGUAUUAUCUGCUGUCUUUCUUACACAUGGCAAAUGUAAGCACCUUGCAUGUUUAAUAGAGCUGCUUUAGAACAACAGAAGGAAUAAUUCACAACUGUGUCAGUGUUCCACAAAGUAGUGACAAUACACUACACUACAGCUUUAUGUUGAAAACAUAAUCUCCCCUUACAUAUUACAUAUUAAGAAAUGCCUUUGGAUCCUAUGGUGUAGGGGAAAAUAUUUGUUGCUUAAAUACCAGCACUGGUGCCUUCCCUCUUCUGGAGUCACAGUGUAAAUUAUUAAAAGUGGAAAUUCUGUUCCCAGGAUAAUGAAAUGGUUAAUCUUUUAUAUAGUCCAGAUGAAUGUGGGCAGCAAACCAACAGGAACCUUCCCAGGAUAAUAAACCAUUGUUCUGCACAUUAGAGUGCAUUUUGACUAUAAGGAGACUUGAUGUAAAGCUUGCUUGACUGUAUUUGGUCAAGUUCAUAUUUUCCAGGCUUAAUUUUUUCAUACUGCUCCAUCAGUAGGAGAGGGAGCACAUGAGGAGUGAUGUUUCUUACUGUACUACUUGGAGUCAAAUUGAAAAUGAAAACAUAGUUGUAUGGUUUACAGAUUAGGCCUCUGUUGUGGUUUCUCACUGAUAUAUUCACCAUGGUACCUUCCCCCCAAACUAUUUUUAACAUGUGUUCCCAUAAACAAAACAAGCUUUAUUUGGGGUUUCUGCUUUUGUUUAUCAGACUUGGUAACUUGAUACUUGGAACACUUCUCUUUCCUUAAUCAGACAAGUGUUUUGUCUUUGUGAGCAUACAUAUCUUGAAAUCAACAGAUGUGAUUGAAAUUUGUGCACUGUGUUUGAGGAAGGCUGAGCUUUAAUUAGCUAACAGAAAUGUUUUCUUUUUCAAAUUUAAUUUUCUAUACGAACCUAGGAUUUAAAAUAUAUAAUGCUAACAAAAGCAAUUUAAUGUAUAACAUAACAUAGACAACAUAACAUAGAAACUCUUAAGGGGUUAUGGAAGACAAAUAAUACCGGUAAUUGUUUUCAAUAGUUUUGUCUCAGCGUUUUGCAGUUAAAGUAACAGUUUUGUAGCACCCUAAUGACUUAACAAAUUAGUAACUGGCUUACCCAUUCCAGGAUCUUUGUUAUCUUCAGCACUGUUUUGCUUUGUGAAUGGUUCUACAUACGGGUACAUUUAAGCUUUUAACAUAAGUAUCAGUCUGCACUUUGCCCUUCAUGUUCCUUUGCUUACAAUCCUUUCCCUUUGCAUGUAUAUAGCAAUUUAGGAUAACAUUUCGCCCAUCUGAUGAAGUGGACCUUGCUUACCAAAAGCAUGUGACAUAAGAAAUACAUUAAUCUUUCAGAUGCCACAAAACACUUUUUUAUAUAUCAUAACAGUGGUUAGCCUUACUGCAGAAAAAUUUAAUUCCUCUUUCUAACCCCCCGUUAUUAAAAUAAAAAUUAGAUAUUGGCAAUUCCAGUGAUUAUCUGAGGGUAGGACCUCUGUGUACUCAUGUAAGUAUAUCUUGACAGUAAGGGCCAAUUUAACAUUAUCUUAAUGAUGGGUGCUACUGCUUCCCCAUGUUUAGAACUCUUUCUGUUAUUGUCAUAUCUAGAAAGAGGAAUUAUGUGAUAUGGGGAAACCAUGUGGUUAUGUCAAACACCAGUAUCAUUUCUUCCAGGGAUGCUGGUCUUGGAAGAAACCACAUUACUCGCCCACAUGGGGUGGUUUCUCUUUUCAGAUUGGAGCCAUAAGGAAUUUAGCCAACAGGAACCGGCUGUCACACUGCUCUGGUAACCAAAUAGCCAUAACUUAUGGGUGAAAUUCAGGAACAUUCCCUUGAAAUUUUGUAGACAGUGCUGUUUAUACUUGGUCAUUACUGGGGGGGGGGAGAGAAUUGGGGUGAUUGGAGAAGUAUGGAUGGUCUUCAACUAAGUUUUGCUCAGAGGAGGCCCUUUGAAAUUAAUGGACCUAACUUAAUCCUGUUGGUUUCAAUGCAUCCAUUCUGAGCAAAUUUUUGUUGAAUACCUCCCAAAGUAUGUUUCCCUUUCCAGUAUGCCCCCCCCACCCCCCGGUUUAUUCUACUCCACUAACAUUUGUGUGAGUAUCAGUGCUGGUAUAAUCAUAUGGUUGCAAGAUGGAGGGCACUUCUAUUACUCCUCUUGCCAAAAUAAUAAUAAUCUGUAUAACCUUUAAGACGUUUAUUGGUUAUUCUUUGCGUUUACACACACACACACACACACACACACACACAAUCACUUUUGGGUAUGCUGGUUGCCCUACCAAUUAAUAUUAGAAAUAUAUUUUCAAAGGUAAAAAGUUUCCAAAAUAACCUUGCGGGGGGGGGGGGGAGAGACAUAGCUGUGAAGUUGAGGACAUAUCUUUGUGAGUUUCACCUCUCCAUUUGACAACAUUCGACAAAGCUGAACAGCAUGGUAUUUAUGUAUAUUCUGUCUUUUGUUGGGAAUUGCACAGAGAGGGAAAUGCAAUUAUGAGCACCCUGCAGAAUAAUUCAGAUAAUCCCUAGGGACAUCUUCCUCAAGGGAGAGAAGCUACUUGUACAAAUAAACAAUAUCAGGAGUCUUUACUGAUAGUAAAAUAUUGAAAAUUGACAGUUCAACGCUGUGAAACAGCAUCCUAUUCUACAGCCUAUUUGUGUUUCUUUUAAGAGGCAUUGCAAUCUGCUGGUCUGAUUCCCCAGCAAAGCAAGUGGGGUUGGUUGUUUACUCCUGAAAUAAAGCUUCUGAAAAGAUAAGUGACAAUAUCUCAUCUUGGAAAAAUCUCUACUGCUGUUUUCCAGACCCAGAAAUAAGAUGUUUCAAAAGUUUAUUGCAUUAUUUACAAAGAUGUGAAAUAAUAUAUAAAGUCUCUUCAAUAUUUGUACAGAUACUUCUGUGGGAGGCAGUUGUCUAAAGCCAGGAUAGUGGGGAAUUCUUGGUUUCCCCAAACGUGUUGGUAUAUCCAUGAAAUAUAUUGCAAAGCCAGGUGCUUUUAAAACCUGUGACAUUUACAAGUAACAUCCUGCCCUAACUCACAUUUCAAUAUGUAUCUUGAUCCCUGUACUCUAAAAUAGCAAUCAAACAAAGUAGCUGAGAAGUUGGUAUCCCAUCAUGGACUUGUACAUCAUGGACUUGCACAUGUGCAGGAAAUCCAAGAAUGGGAUAUAUCUACAUGUUUGCUCACAGAGAUAACAGUUCUCUUCAGGUGUUCUAAAUACCUGUGUAGGAGGCACAAAGAUGUACAUGUUGGUUCCACCCCUUCACCCCGCGCCUUCCCACGUUGAGCAGGAAGAUCUGAAGUGGGAUAAUAAGCCCAUUCAACACUAUAAAUGCAGGAAUGUCAGGAUGGAGGGACGUGGGGCUGACUUCCUGAACCCUGCAGCCUCUGUAUAGUUAGACACUGUUAAUCCCUAAAGAGGGCUAAUGUAUGCAUGCUAACAAUUCUGAACUCCACAAUGAAGAGGGGUGUAUGAAUGCAUGUGUGUAUGUGUACAUACACACAAAUAUAUAUGGCUGUUUUAUUCCUAAGGAGAAGAAGAAAAGGGGAAGGAAUUAUUACAAUGUUGCUGUUGUUGUUGUUGUUGUUGUUGUUGUUGUUGUUGUUGUUGUUGUUAUACCCUGCCCAUCUGACUGGGUUGCCCCAGCCACUCUGGGUGGCUUCUAGCACACACAAAAAGACAGUAAAACUUCACACAUUAAUAGGCUUCCCUAUACAGGGUUGCCUUCAGAUGACUUCUAAAGGUUCUAUAGUUACUCAUCUCCUUGACAUCUGAUGGGAGGGCUGUUCCACAGGGUGGGUGGGUCCUGCUAGCUAGGGAUGAUGGGAGUUUUAGUCCAAAAACAGAUAAGAGACCCAAGUUUGGGGAACUCUGAUAUAGAUGGACAUGGUAAUACACUUUCUGAACAACCUUUACAUUAAUACUGUUGAAAAAUGCAUUGACAUUUUAAUAUGCCUCCUGAAAUGUCUACCUGUUUAAGAAGUUUCUGUUCACUAGUUGUUGUUUUUAAGGGCUAAAUGGCUGAUUUAUCAAAGGACUUCUAGGUAGCUUUUAAUCUUAAGUAAUAUACACACAAAAGGGAUGGGAUUAUCAGUUUGCUUGGCAUAUUUUUGGUGUUACAUUUGAACAACUGAUUUAUUUAUUUUUAAAAGGCUAAAGCACUCACCCCUCAAUGCCACAGAGCUUCUCUUACUGCUGUUUGACUCCAUCUGCUGGUAAAUACUCAUAAUCCCAAAAAUAUUUCACACAAGUAAUUGAUCGAUUGAAAGUAACAAAAUGGAAUCCAGUCUUCGUGUGUGUGUCCCCAAGACAGACAUCUUAUUUAAAUAUAAUCUAAUCUAAUGUGCAUUGCUGACACAGUCUAUAGGUUUAGCAGUCUUUCACUUGGGGUUUACUUAUAAAGGAAGACUUGUUUUUUUUUUUGCAAAACGUGGUCAUUUGCAGCUGCUAAUUUCUUGCCAAGAAAUGAUUAAUUCUGUACCACCACGCCCCCUUAAAUCUUUUCUUAAUGCCAUUUACAGAUACACAGUUUCUUGUGAAAGAACGCAGAUGUCUGCAGUGCAGCUGGCCAUAAAACUUUCUGCAUGUGUAUCUUGCUUAAAAUCUUGUGUCCAUGAUGAAUUACCAUGAAAUCAGUCUGAAGGCUGAAAUCUGAGGAAUUACCUUAUUUUAAUAGCCUGGAAUGAAAAGGGCAUUUGUGUUGCACUUUAAGUAUUUAGCAGUGGUUAUGGCUUAUGCAUUCUGUGGCAUUAUACUGACAGUACUGAAGGAGUGGUUGGGUUUGCUUUAUUAAAUCCAGCCAGCUUUUAAUUUUUAUUUCAAAACAGAAAGAUUCAAAUGCCAUGUCCUAAUUCUUUAAAUUCUCAUCCUGUCCUGUAGCAAAGAUAGUGCACUAUAUAACAAUGCAUCAAAUAAAACACAACAUAUUUUAAUUUUAUUUUUUUAAAAAAACUUAUGUUGACUAAACCCUGACCCCAGAAGCCAGCCCAGACAAAGGUCUUACAGUGCUUCUAAAAAAUAUGCUUAGUUUUUUUGGCUUGCGUCCAAGGGGAGGGGAAUUCCACAGCUGUGACAGAGACCAAGAGCUCUUCUGUCUGUGCCUUUUUGUUGUCUGAACGGAUCCAGUGAAUGGAGUUUCCAGCAAACUUUCUGAUGCCCUGAAUAGAUUGGAGUUGGUUAGCAUGUUUGUUUGACUUGCAUUUAUUUAGCAAACAAAACUUUAAAAGCAAAGUGCAACAUUGGGAUUUAAUACGCUGCAUACAUAUCACAGGUUUUUUCCCCUAAGAAGUAUUUGAAUUGAACUGUGUGGUUGAUUGCUGAAAAGUCAGUAAACCACACCUGCACUGCAGUAUAUGUCUACUCAGAAAUAAGUCCCAUUGACCUUACGCUCAGCAGCACAUGUUAAUAGAACGACAGCCUUAGUGUUGACUAAAUGCUUCGUUCAAAGCUUUACUGGGAAAUUAUUCUUUUCUGAAUGCUUGUAAAUAUUUUAACACACAGCUCAAGAAACUGGCUAAGGAAAGGAAUGAAGGGACCAAAAACUUGUUAGGCCAAUUUUAGCAUGUUUAGAAAUCAGUGUGUUUAGCUUUGUUGUACAGUGGUACCUUGGUUCUCGAACGGCUUAGUUGUCGAACAAAUCGGCUCCCGAAUGCCGCAAACCUGGAAGUAAGUGUUCCGGUUUGCAAACGUUUUUUGGAAGCUGAAUGUCCGACACGGCUUCCGCUUGAGUUCAGGAAGCUCCUGCAGCCAAUCAGAAGCCACACCUUGGUUUUUGAACAGUUUCAGGAGUCGAACAGAUUCCUGGAACAGAUUAACUUCGAGAACCAAGGUACCACCAUAUAUGCAUAUAGGAAUGACUCACUUGAAACAAUACAGUUCAGGAGCUGUGUAAUUUGACUAGUAUUGCAUAGUAUAGUAUCCUUUCAUUGUGUUACUAAUCAAUUUUCUGGCAUACGCAUUUUAGAAAUGGAAAAAGUUCCACGGAAAAAUAUAGUAGUGGAAAAAUUUCCACCCCAUCACUGAAUGUAUUACAUACAAAUAUUAGGAGGCUAGUCAUGGCUGAUCUUAGAAUGAAAUGGAAUGAGGAAUAGAGGAGGAGCCAAGCUUAGAUAAGCCUAAGGUGUUUAGAAAUUUGUAGUAAAAUUUAGCUGUGUUUUACACAGGGAUGUGACUUUGGUGUGGCUCACUUGAAGUUAUAAUGUGGCUUAAGGAGCCAAGGUAGACAUUACAGUGGUACCUCGGGUUACAUACGCUUCAGGUUACAUAUGCUUCAAGUUACAGACUCCGCUAACCCAGAAAUAGUGCUUCAGGUUAAGAACUUUGCUUCAGGAUGAGAACAGAAAUUGUACUCUGGCGGCGUGGCAGCAGCAGGAGGCCCCAUUAGCUAAAGUGGUGCUUCAGGUUAAGGACAGUUUCAGGUUAAGAACGGACCUCCGGAACGAAUUAAGUACUUAACCCAAGGUACCACUGUAUAUGGGAACGUGAGCUUUCCUUCACAAUGCAAAGGCAGGAAAUCCUUCAUCAUCCCAAUACGGGGGCAGCAUUUACAGAGAAGAAUAAGCAGGUGGAUGGGAACCGACCCCUUCAACUUGCUGAUCUUCUGCUGAUAGUUCCUCCGCUGCACUCGCUAUUAUCUGUGGGGCUGUAACUGCAUUUCUCAGGAUAAAACCCAGAGUGGGCCCUAAGACAGUUCUUGAAUCUGAGUCUCCCAGCUGCAAACCCCACAAUGCUGCUUUCUCAAAGUGCAAGUCACUGGAGGCAAAAGUAAUCACUGCCGCAGUGAGUACAGAAGCUCACACAGCUGCUUGCCUGCUAAACUGAACAUCAUAGGACAUCUCAUGAUGAAUGGUGAGCAGGUGAACGACACAGUUUGUGCCACUGCGAUUGCUUUCUGUUACAAGCAGAGAUUUAGUCAUAAUUGCCCUGCACUGUAACUGCAGCAAAACCCAACUCAUUAUCUUGCAUCUGUGGCUCAUGUAAUUCGUAGUCAAAACUGGUCUCUCAUUUUUACUUGCAUGCCUUGCUGUAACGGUUAGUAGUGAGAACAGUACUGAGGGGUCUAGCAGUCUGAUUAAACUUGCUGGAGCAAGGGGAAGACUCUUCGCUGACCAGCAGCAAGAGACAUAGAAUUGGACUCCCCAAGUGAAUGAAUGACUGCUCUUCCUUUGUGUAAGAAAGCAGGGUGCUGAUUACUACAGCUCAGAGCUAUCCCCAUACAUGUGCUUUUGUCUUUUGUUGAAAGAGAAACUGAUACUCAGAGAAGUGGGGCUUGCAUCCUGGUCUCAACUGUGAGCGAGCAAUGACAACAUGUGAAUUCCAGACAGGGCCAGGAAUGGAUUAAGAGCUUCCUGUCAGUGUUGCGUAUCAGGCUGUAAAUCUUCAGUUUUAAACAGUCACUUGAAUACUUAAUCUUAGCAGUCCUUGCAACAACAAAAAUCCAACAAGGCAGGCCAAUAUUAUUCUUCCACAUACUACAGAUGAGAAGAGAUGCUUAGACUUGAGAAACUGUAUUGAAGGCCACUUACCAAGUUUGUGGCUGAGCUAAUAUUUAAACUGGGGUCUGCUCAUGCUUUUAACCCAACACUGAAGCAGACGGCAAAGAGAUAUUUCUAGACAUUAUGGCUGUGCAGCUUCAUAUCAACUUCAGCCUAAGCACAUUCAAAGUGGUGCAUCGUGAGACAAAAGUUCCUGAUUGCACAUAGAUGCUGAUGGUGUCCAAGUUGGUUGAAAUUGUUCAUGAGAUCCUUGGUUCAUAGCAAAAAGCUCACUGACAGCAUCUGCUGAUUGUAUAGCAAGAAAACCGAUUGUGUGUGUGAGAGAGAAAAGAAUGAAGGGAUGUAUGUGGACCAUCACCUAUGAAGGAAGGCUUGAGAAGUUCCAGCUGCUGAGUUUAGGGGGCAAAAGAAAAAGAAGAUAACUCAUCAUUAUGAAAAGUGUGGAGAGAAUUAUGAGAGAGAGAAAAUACUCUCUCUCCAAACACUAGAACAGAAGAGUGAUACAGUAGAAUUGAUCAGUCACAAAUUCAGGACAAAUAAAAGUAAGCUAAACUUCCCUCAAUAAUUAUGGAAUUUAUUGCCACAGAAUGCCACAGCAAACAUGACUACAUGUCUUUUUUUAAAGGGGGGGGGCUAAUCUUUGCUUUAUAAAUUAUGAUUACUUCUACUCUUGAGAGAGAGAAGCUUCAGAAAUGGUUGCUGUUUGAUUUUAAGCUUUUGAACAUGGACUAUAGAACAGAUUUAGAGUUCUUGCCAAUUCAAAUCCAGUCGGCUGUUCCAAAUCCGGAAUAAUUUAGCUGAUAAUUAGCCUGCAUAAGCAUUUUUAUGAAAAGCAUUAUUGAGGGCUUUUCCUAGCAUAAUCCAGUUCUGAGACUUGACCUCUCUAUGGGCUUCAGAGUCUUGCUUGUUGGUAGGAGAAAGUGUUGAGGAAUGCAUAUUCAGUCAUACAAUGGUACAUAACAAGAGCUACUUGUUUUUAAAUCAGAUAUCUAGAUUUUAAAGGACCUCAGUUCAUCCAGGAAGGGGCCUCCUCAAGUGCACUGACGCUGCAAAGUGAUGGUAAAAAAAGAAAGGAAAAAACAAGCUUUUAAAAAAACCACCCUUAACUGCCACCAGUUCUGUAUUUUUGCAGUUUCCUCUCUGGGAUAUAUUUUUGUGCUGAUGCUAACAAAAAUCUUUACUAUUAAUUAUUUGUGGUCCAGAAAUGAAUUCUAAUGGGGCAUAAUAAUUUUGGGGCCUCUACCCAGUGAGAUGGUAAUAGCUACAACACAUGCCAUGGGCUUUUUAAGACCCCUUGUUGUUAAUAAACUGACAGUUGUCCUCACUAAUUUCUCAAAAGCACUUUCCAGUGAAUGCACCCUUGAUUUUAAAUGGUUACAGACUGGUUUGACCACUCCAGACAGCUUUCAGCAAAUAAGGCUGUUUGCUGGUCAGAAUUGUGUCUGCACUGCAGGCUACUUUGAGAGAGAAGGCAUGAUCUUGUGCCUAACAAUCAGGUGGAGGUCACUUCAGGGGAUGUCUCAGUCAGCACUAUGUAAGUGUGCAACUGCUAGGAACCCACAGUGUGUAUUGCUGGCAUCACUGGGGAAUCCUAGGUGGUUGACAACUAUAUGCUUGCAUAGUGCUGACUGAGACACUCAGGGUCCCAUCAUCACUUCUCAGCGGUUACUGGCACGCUCUCCUUACUGCCUCCACCCUGACUGCCUCUUGGCAGCUCCCAGAUUUGUAUAUAGCCACUUUUCUAUUUGCCUCUGGUGAUGAAGAAUUGCCUCCAGGCGUCUGGGCAGGGAAGAUUUUGCAAUUUAGGAGAGAUGGCAUCCCCCCCCCCUUUUUAUGGAGCGGGAGACAAGUUCGUAACUUUUGUGAGCUUGGCCAUAAUGAAGGUUCCUUCAUAAGCUGUUUGUUAAAGUUAAAUGCCCACCAUUUGAAUGACUGAAGUAAAAAAAAAAAGACCCAAAUUGAUAGUGUAAAUAUCUAUGAUGUUUGAGCAUUCUUGCCAACAUACGUUGCUGCAACUCUCCCCACAAGCACCAGAGGGGGAAGGCAGUUAUAGGCUGGUCUAGGGUUUUCUCCAGAUGUUUCCUCCAAAACUCACAACUAGAGUUUUUUUUAUAUAUUUAGGUAAGAGAAGGAACCAAUUAACUUUUUUUUUUAGUUUGUGCUAGUUGCCUGAUGUUCAGCAUUUCUCAUUGACUGUUUGUAUCAGGACAGAAUAAAAGCACAUGUUGCCCCUUUUAAUCUGCAAGGUUGAAUUAUCUUUUUUGUAAAUAGCUACCACUGAAAUGCUUUAAAAACAACAUUUUAAUUUUUUUUUGCUAAGGUUGUGUUUAACUUUCUUUUUGUUCUCAAAUAUUCCAUAUUUGUUCAGAGUAAGACAGGAAAGAGCAAGCUGUCAUCUUCCUCCUACCAAGGUCGUCAGCCAAAUCCCUCAUUAACGUGAGUGAAAAUAGGAUCAGACCAACGAAGAUUAUCCGGGAUUGCCUGUUUAACCUGGGAAUCUUGUCUGAGAAAGUACUGUGGGGUUGCACUAUAGCCAUAAGAACAGCCUUCAGGAUCAGGCCAAUGGCCCAUUCAGUCCAACACUUGUUCUCACAGUGGCCAACCAGAUAGCUGUAGGAAACCAGGGAGUAGAAUAUCGGCACAAGAAACACCCCCCCUCCACCUCCACCUUCCUGAUUUCUAGCAACUAGUAUUUGGAAGUAUUGCUGCCUCCAACAGUGGACAAAGAGCAUCGCCAUCAUGGCUAGUAGCCAUUGAAAGCGCUCUUCUCCAUGAAUUUGCUUAAAGCCAUCCAACUUGGCAGUCAUCACUGCUUCCUGGGAGAACACAUUCCCGAGUUUGACUAUGUGGUGCACGAAGAAGUACUUUGUUUUAUCUAAAACAAAUGUUUAUCCCAAACCUUUGGGAGAUUCCAUCUAAGAACACUGUUAGAAUGCAGUAGGUGUUAGAAUUCCUGCUCCAUGAUUGCAGUCAUGGGAUUUUUGUCUAUCACAUGACGGUGUACGUUUUGACUCCACAGAGUGGGAAGUGAUGGAGACAGGAUGUUUGUGUUACUGUGUUCCGUGAAGUGGGACUAUUGUCCUUUUUUUUUUGCUGUCUGAUGCUAGAGAGAAAGGGAGCCAUGUUGCAGUGCUCCGUGUGUGUUUGUAUGUAAAUAAAGUAGAUUAGCCAAAAUGCUGAGUUGCUGAGGUCUGUUAUGCAAGCUGUGAAGACUCUGUGGAUCUCUAAGUGUGCCGGUGUCUGUUGGCAUUGGUCUCUGUGAUGUUCGGGCUGAAGAAAGCUUUUAAAGCUCCCGAAUGAACGACCAGGAGGGAGAGAACAUGCCAGUCGGGCAUGUGUCUCUACCAGGGUCCUACUCGAAUGUAGGACGAGCUCCUGACCGUAGGAUCACAACUUGUACACAUUUAACUCGCGCGAAAGCAGCUUUAUGCGCUUGGCAGCUUCCAGAGCAUGAGUAGAGAAAUAUCACGUGAAAUCACCUCUGAAUGAUUGAAGACUUGGACAAACACCGAAGGCACCAGCACCUAAGAAAGCACUAGCCAAAUAUUUCUUGGGAGGGAGUUCUAUAAUUUGGGUGCUAUCAUGGAAGAGGUCCCUCUCUCCAGAAGCUACUUGCUUAGACAAGAGCACCAAGAAAUUGGUGAGCAGGUUUCUAUGGGUGAAAGCAGCCCUUUAAAUACUAGGACAUGUAGGACUUUAAAGGCCCAGACCAGUAAAUAAAUGCAUAUAUAAAGACAGUAAAUGUGCAUUUGCAGAUGCCUAUACAGUAUUAUACUGGUACAUGUAGCAAGGAGCUGGAAUGGAUUAUAUCCCCUCUUAACCUGUGAAGAACUUGAGGGACUGUUUUAUAUUUUUCUCACCGCACAUUUACUGUGGAAGAACUCUUCUAAAGUUGAAACAGCUUGUUUCUUCAGUAUGGGAAAUUUCUUCCACAGAAACAGCAAAUUAAGGUUUUAUUUAUUUAUUUCACUAUUUUGGUUUCUAAGGGAAGAAGAGACAAAGCAACAAAUCAGUUCUUAACAGUAAGAAACCGCCCAAGACAUUUUGCUGCCUGAGGUGAAGCACAAAGUAAUGCCUCACCUCCAUCCCACAUUCUGAACCCAAGUGGACUGGCAAUUGAAUCUCAUUUUAGCACUGGUGAAGGGUAACAUCUUCCACUGCACCAGAGUUAGGGGCUCCAGAACAGACCGUGUGGCAACAGAGGGGAACAACAGCUGGGGAGCUCAUGGAGGAACAGUUGCCUCCCUCUGUCUACUCUACCAUCCCCUACUGACGUCAUCUGUUGCCUUUUUUGAUAGAAGUCUUAUUUCUCUUUGGAUUCCUGUCUAUGUACAGAUUCUGUACAAGGUUCUCUACUUUGACUUUUCUAUCUCUUUCUCUCUCUGCUAAAUCAUGAAACUUAAAAAAAGUGAAGAGGGGAAGGAACGAAGAGGAGAAGGAAGAGUGGUAAAUGAGAGAUUGAUGGAACAUAUGUGUGCUUUUUGAGUACCUAAGGGUUGUGAAUGUACAUUUAUAUAACAGCUAAUAUUGAGGAAACCAUUUGUGUCGGGGUGAGUAAACCUCUGACAGAUUACAUGCAAGCACUUGCGCAUGUGUUUCAUUAUUUGAUUGCCUUAGGAGACUGCUGUUUAAGUUGGCAGAUCAACUUAUUAAAAGCAAAGCUUGUCUGCUGGCAAGAUUACAGCAUACUGGGGGUGGGGGAGGGCAGAGAGCCCAAAUGUUGAGGUAGGGUGUGUUUAUAGUGUAAGGAAACUAUAAUGUUACUGGAGGAAAGUAGGAUUAAAUGUGGUUCCAAUUUAUUGUACUGGGCUCAAGAUUAUAUUCCUUCAGGAUCUGGGCAUAUAUGAUGUGUGUGUGUGUGUGUGUGUGUGUGUGUGUGGCUUUUUUUAAAAAACAAAACAAAACAGGUUUAAGUCAAAUAUGUUGAGAAGAUCUGGAAUACCUUUCUCUUCAAACUUUUAGAAAGCGCAGGCAUUUUGUUCUCAAUGUUUCUUAAGUAUUUUAGCAGCUUUGAAAAGAAAGAAUGUUGAUAGUAACAGAAUAGCUAGAUUUGCUGGUCUCACUAUCCAGUUAUCAUGCAGUGCAAAGCUGCUGCUGCUGGUGUUGUUGCUGUUAAAUUUGUAUACUACCCUAUACCCAUAGAUCUCAGGGAGGUUCUCAGAAUAAUCAGGGCAAUUCACAACAUUAUGGGUCCCCCUUCCUGCCUUUUGGUUUCAAGCUAUGCUUUUAUCAUGUGUUUGGAUGCUGCUAUGAUAGGUUUGAAUAUAUGUGCAUACAGGGUAACUGGAAAACAAAAUACGAUAAACCAGAUAGCCUACAUAAUAUUUGUCCUAAUUCAGAUGCCACCUAUAUGGGACCAAAGAUGAUAUGUGUUUAAGCAUAUGCUUAGUUUGGCCCUGACAGCACAUUUGACCCAAUUGCGUCCUGCAGUACCAUUGUUGUCACUCCGUAGCAGGGAAACUGAUGACUAAGAUGCACAAGUGAGUUUUCUGUUGCUUUAUGGCAGCAGGGGGCAAUCUGUGCACAUUGCCUAAUUUGAAAAGCUCUCUGAAAGUGACCAGUUAAGGCACGAUCUACCUGCCCUUUCCUGGUAGCCCAUUGAGUGGGGGGAAAGAGGAUCCUGUCUCUAUCCAUUGUUGGCAUCUGCCCCACAGCAAGUGACUCCCAGCACUAGCUCAGAGACCACCACCAUUAUCAGAGCACAUUCAGUGUGUUCAGGUUAUUUUGUGUGGGCCUCUGAUGACAGCACUGCUUGCACAAGACGAACUGUAAACCCUUUCCUACAGAUAAUUAAGAUAGCUAUUUCCACAGUAUGCCUGUUAUACUAGAGAGAUAGAAAGCAGUACCAGGGCAUCCAGUAUAAGGGAAGUGACUGGCUGAAAUCCUAGAUGCCCUUACCUGAGAGUAAGUCCCAUCGAACUCAGUGGAUCUUACUUAUGCGUAGACAUGGAGAGGCCUGCAAUGUUAAGUAUCUUUAAAAAAGCAUGCGGGUAACAGGGGGGGGAAAUGUGGUGGACAAGAAAAUAAGAUCCACUCCCCGAGGGUUACUUCUCUUUCUGCAGCAAAGCAAUAUGAGGCGCAAUAGAUUAAUUGCCACAUCAGCGCAAUUUUAAGCAGCUUUAAUUGGUGCAUAUGUUUGUACAUUGCUAAUUAGGGUACAACUUGUUCUAACUGCCUGUGUGGAUUCAGUGUAAUAAAAAAUCGUGUGCAAAGUACAUGCUCAGGUGCUGUGGGCGGUGUGGCCUUCAGUUAUUUUAGGAAUAAGUGCACUGGCCUAUUAGAAGAAAAGGUUACUAGACCUAGUUUAGACACAGCACUCUCUCUCAAUCUCUCUCUCUCUCUCUCUCUCUCUCUCUCUCUCUCACACACACACACACACACCCCAUUUCCUGUUUACCAGAAUUCAAAUACGUAGAUCUUAAGUUCUCCGUACAAGUAGGGCUGCUUUAUGUAAUGAAAAAGUCCUCAUUGAGCAUUCUGCCCUAAACAUCUCCUGUCUGUAUUGCAUGGGCUUCCUUGUGGGUCUGGCAUAGUGCCAUGUUGUAUGAUGCUGUGUAAGGGACUGUUUGCUGAUACUAGAAAUCUUGGGAUUGUUAAAUACUGGCAGCUUUAGUUUUUGUGUUAGAAAAGAGAUGAGCUUUCCUACUGGCAGAAUUUUGAAAUUCCAGAUAGUUAGGUGUUCACAGACGGGCAAGGGGUGGUUUUCUUGAUAUAACUGCAAGCAAGAAACCUGUAUUAAAUCAAUUAUAUGAAUUAGUCCCUGUCCCCUGUUGGUAACCUAAGACCCUCCAAAUGGUGGUGAACUACAGCUGCCCUCAGUCCUAGCCAGCUGUGGCUAGUGCUCAGAAAUGAUAGCAGUUGUAGUUCAGCAACAUAUUGAGGACCACUGUUUCUCCACCCUGCUUAUGUGAUUUCAAUCAUUUCGAUGUAAACAAAGCUGUCCUUUUUAAAAAUGAAACCAGACUGAAAAUAGCUCACUAUAAAAUGAUUGCCAAAACUUGUCAUAGGUAUCUUAACAGAUGACAAAUGAAUUUGCAGAGCAGUGUGAAAUGUCACGGUGUUAACUCCUGUUACGAGUGACAGCUUGUUGUCAGAGUGCCAAUAUGAAAUAAGACCAGACAUUGUCACAAAUACAUACAGCAUAUGCUUAUGUGCAUGGUUGGUGACCUACCCAAUUUUCUGUGUGGAAUAAAUUCUUCAUUAUGUCAUUAAAUUAGGCGCACACACAACAUUUCAUCUUCUAAAUAUGAGGUGCUAAUUUGGAAGAAAGGUAUUUGCUUCAUCUCCCUUGUAUGAGAAAUAACAUAGGGAGCUAAAUGGCUUAAUAGUACAAACAAAAUGGAUACAUAGUAGGAACCCAAGAACAAAUGCGUACAUUGACAAUAAAUGUUUACAGUCAAGUUUCCUCAAUGUUUUCUGAUAAUCUGAAGCUACCAUUAUGAAUCUUGCCUCUUUUUGCUUGAAUGGGUGAGAAGACUUCAACUCUUCAUAUAGAAGCCCACUUUGGACAAUAUAAGUGGUAAUGAGCCAAUCUGUUAAAGAAUACUAUAUAAAAUAAAUCGAUUAAAAUCCAUUUCUGUUCCCCUACUCACAUGAUUAGUCAAAACCUGUUUAAUUUCUGGACAAAUAAAGGUAAAGGUAAAGGUACCCCUGCCCGUACGGGCCAGUCUUGACAGACUCUAGGGUUGUGCGCUCAUCUCACUCUAUAGGCCGAGAGCCAGCGCUGUCCGCAGACACUUCCGGGUCACGUGGCCAGCGUGACGAAGCUGCUCUGGAGAACCGGCACCAGAGCAGCACACGGAAACGCUGUUUACCUUCCCACUAGUAAGCGGUCCCUAUUUAUCUACUUGCACCCGGGGGUGCUUUCGAACUGCUAGGUUGGCAGGCGCUGGGACCGAACGACGGGAGUGCACCCCGCCGCGGGGAUUCGAACCGCUGACCAUGCGGUUGGCAAGUCCUAAGCGCUGAGGUUUUACCCACAGCGCCACCCGUGUCCCAUUUACAAUGUAGUAAAAGGUAAAGGUAAAAUACAAAAUAAUGUAACACUUCAGGGAUAAAUGCAAUGCUCUCAUGGAACUGCACAGAUUAGAAAAAAGGCAUGGAUUACUUUUUAAUAAAAAAAAGUUAAAGCAUCAGUUUUAGCCUAUAAUUAAGGAAUAACUAGAGACUUAAAAGAGAUCUCUGCAGCAUAAUGCUGCUUAUAGCAUAAUGGCCUGCUGUUGUGCAGGAGACUGAUCUAAGGUUUUUGUGGAAAAUACUGACACCCUGAGGUGAAGAGUAACUUCAAAGCAAUCGCAUAGUUAUAAGAUCACUUAACUCUUACAUUACAUUACAUUACAUUGUUUCCAGUAGAUUUUGCUGCUCUGCAUUUCCUCCUCUUAAUGGUAUCCCUUCUAAGCAUUUUGAGAACUUUGGCCCUGUAACUGGUGCUGACCAUCUCUAAUGAACUUAGGAACAUACAGUAGAAAGAUGCCUUAUACCGAGUCAAACCCAUUUGCUCAUCUAGCUCAGGGCUUCAGCCAGGAGUCCUUCCAGCCAUACAAUGAGAUACUGGAGUUAAACAUGGGAACUUCUGCAGGCAAAGUGUUGUGGGGGUGGGUGGGUUAUUGUUAAUGUUGUUGUUAAUUGCUCUCUAGGCACUGAAAAUUCUUUAUUCUUUUGGCAAAGAUUUACCAACAUUACAUGGUACUUGUUCCAUUUUUAACACAAUGCAAUACAGUGGUACCUCUAGUUAAGAACUUAAUUCGUUCCGGAGGUCUGUUCUUAACCUGAAACUGUUCUUAACCUGAGGUACCACUUUAACUAAUAGGGCCUCCCGCUGCCGCAGCGCCACCACCACACGAUUUCUGUUCUCAUCCUGGGGCAAAGUUCUUAACCCGAGGUACUAAUUCUGGGUUAGCGGAGUCUGUAACCUGAAGCGUCUGUAACCCAGGGUGCCACUGUACAGGUCACGGCAAGGUUGGCCUUUGCAGGGUUCAGGCAAAAUAUCUUUUGCAUGUCUCACUUGGGUACCAAACUGGCAAGAUACUACAUAUUUUACUAGCCAAAAGUAACCCCAGUCAAUCUCUUAGGCUACACCUCAGUGAAGAUAACACUUUUGGAGAGAACAUGUAGAACUGUAGUUCUAAAUGCCAGUUAUAAAUGAAAUAAGUAAAUGAAUUAUGCUACAGUGACAACUUAUACAUCACCCCAAAAAAGAGGACAAAAUACAAGAGUAUCUGCUUUGCUUGCAGAAAAUCGCAGGCCAUCUCCAGGUAGGACAAGAAUGUCCUCAAACUGAAACCCUGCAAAGCCACUGCCAGUCAGUGUACAAUGCUAUAUUGAGCCACAGACCUGUGGUCCUUCCUAUAAGCAUUGGUGCCAAUUUUAAAAUUAGGACUAUAAUUUAAAUAGAAAGCCAAUACUUCUCGACAUUGGGAGGGGGGAGGGGGAACCCUGUGUCCAGGUGGCUGCUCAGACUACUGUCCAUGCAAUAAUUUCCAUGCCCCUGUUUUAGGGUUAUUUGUCUUGAAACCAGACUAGGUCAAAACAGAAGACUCCUUCAAAAAGAAGACUGCCCUUUGUAAAGCAGGACUAACAGACAGUCUACAUUAGGUACUGCUAGGGCCAUCAGGCUAAAAGAGCGUGAGAGAGAUAAAGCAGUUAGGGGAUAUUGUCCAUAUCCUGCUUUGUUUUUAGUGUAAUUAGAAAAUGCAUUUCUAUAGUUGCUGUUCAACAAGGAAAAAUAAUGCCAGUGUGUAUUAUUAUUAUUAUUAUUAUUAUUAUUAUUAUUAUUAUUAUUACUUCCACAGCAUGCUAUUGCUUUACACGGUGUUUUUCUACAGUAGCACAAGCAAAAAGAAGAUAGUUCCCAGCUCUAAGGGUCUUGCAAGCUAAACUGUUACUCCAGUGCCACUAAAGUUUUGUCGCCACCUUGAACUAACAGUUCUACACUGAACAUGGCAUUUCUAAACAGAAGGCAGGUUGAAAAAGGUGUUGUGGCUUUUAUAAAAUAGUGUGUGCUUCAAAAGCAGCCCGUAGAGGGGAGUAGAAUAUAAGAGGACGAUUUAACUACAGGCAUUUUUUUUUAAAGAGUUCCAGUUGGAGCCAACUAAAAACAUCUGCUGUCUUAUUUAUAGUUCCCAGUUCCAAGAAGUAUAUUCUGUGGCAGAUGAAAAAGUGGAUGACAGCUCAUAAUUCAUAAAGUUACCAAAGCCUAAUCUGAUAGAACAUAAUGUACAAACUCCUCCCUCCCACACAGACAAUAUCGCUUCCUUUUAACACGAGAUAGCAUGGCUUUGCUACAUAUUAAAUUGAGCGCUGACAUACAAUUUACAGCCCUUGUUAUAAUAAUUAAACUUUAAUAAAGAAGCACCAUGGCCUAUUAUUGCAAAAUGUUGGCUCAGAGCCAGCAAUUUGGGGAGAUGUAUCUUGUUAGUGUGAUUCUCAGCCAGUUUUGUUUUGUUGCUAAAUCCAGUUAACUUCCCCCUCAGAAUCUAUUUUUGUUUCGUAUUAUAGGAACCCCUUGCGUUGUUGUGCUGCGGAUUGCUUUUCUUUUUUCUUUAACAAGGGAGAGGGGAGGGGAAGACAUUUUCUAGCAUAUCAUUUUUUAUUUUGUUAAAAAUACUGAUAAAUGAGAGCUUUCUGGGUAGUGGGCUGGGAUUGAAUUAGCCUGUUCUAAGAGUGUAUGUCCAACUUAGUUUAUAAUCAAGUUUUUGGAUGAAGGCUUUGGUAAGUUGUUGGUAAGCAGUAUUUCCCCAUGCAAGCUUUUCCCUAAAGUUUCAAAGCAGCAUUUUCUUUUAGAGGGUAUGGAGGUGCUCACAGAUGGAGUAUACACCUUAUUAAAGCAGCUUAAAAUGAUAUAAUGUGCGAAAUAUAAAUGCAUCAUUUUUACAAAUAUAAAUAUUUACAUUAUGUUGCUCAGAAAGCAAUUCUUUGGAACAGGUGCCAUCCAAAUGAACAGUUGUUGCACCACUGCGCACACCCAACCCUCCUAUCCCACUAGACCAGAGCUUUCCAAACUUUUCAUGCUGCUGACACACUUUUUAGAGAUGCAUCAUUUUGCAACACAGUAAUUCACUUUUACUAGAAACCGGAGAUUAAACUAACCCACUUCCAGCCGCAGGAGCAGUGCGGGGGUGGGUGGGCGGCAUUCGCGCGACACACCUACACACUACAGCCAACACACUAAUGCAGGCUUCCUCAACCUUGGCCCUCCAGAUGUUUUGAGACUACAAUUCCCAUCAUCCCUGACCACUGGUCCUGCUAGCUAGGGAUCAUGGGAGUUGUAGGCCAAAAACAUCUGGAGGGCCGAGGUUGAGGAAGCCUGCACUAAUGUGUCAUGACAUACUGUUUGGAAAGCUCUGCACUAGGCCUUGGAAAAAUCAAAAUAUGGGGGAGAGUUCUUGAACAUUUGGGGGACAGGGCAGAAGUGGUCUGGAAUCCAGGUGGGGGUGACUGUAUUACUUACUAAUUGUUUUUUUGAGGUCUUCUGUGGUCACCCCAUGGCGGGGCAACCAUCUUGUUUUCAUACACUGUGCUGCUAACAACACAACAUCACACUACACUAGUGCACCCCACAGUAGCAGUUGGGCUGCCGUCGUUCUGUCGCUAAACUGUGGCUUCGUUUUAAAGUUAAAAAAGAUAAGGGAAUACCAACACCAAUCCUUGUGAUAAGGAAGGAAGAGAAAUUCAUUGGUCCAUGUUUUAAUUUUCCACCCCAGGAGUGAAAUGUGGAUUAAAAUGCAGCGGUCAUUCAGAUUACACAGUUCUCAGAAUUUCGUGGUGCUAUUUCUGCUCAAAAUAUUUGCACAAAAUGCAUACUUCACAGAAUUAAAAAUGCAAUAGUAUGUAUUUAAGGGGAAAUGCAGUGAAAAGCAUAUGAAACAUACAUUUUAGCAGAAAGUGUGUAUAAUUUGAGUGCAUUUUUUUAAAACUAAAAUUAAAGCAUGGCAAGGAUUUAAUCUGUGAUUGAGUACAUGUGAAACUCACACUGAGCAUAAAUAAAGGGAUCCAGCCACCUACAUACAUAGCUCAGUUGGUGGAGCAUGAAAGUCUUAAUCCCGGGUUCCUGAGUUCGAGCCCUACAUUGGACAGAAGAUUCCUGCGUUGCAGGGGUUUGGAAGAUAUGGCCAUUGUGGUCCUUUCCAACUCUACAACUCUGUGAUUCUAUGAUCUCCGCCUUUGGACCGCCUCAUAAAAUACCAACAGAGCAAUUCAGACUGUGACCAGGCAACAGCAGGCCACGCUGGGUGACAGCCAUCAUUGUAUCCACAGCCCCAUCCAUUAUGCUGGUGUUGGAAGUUGAAGGAGGCAGGCAGAAAUGUGCUGUGAGCUAUGCCAGCUUGGAACUGCUGUAGCCAUUAGGCCUUCAUUGGACCCGGUGCUGAGAAAAUCUAGGAGAAAAGAAAAGGUAAAAUUAAUCAGGUUUUGAUUUUAACUGUAAUGUUAGUCCAUAGUCUCCUGGAUACCUUCUAGUAAAUGAGGUGUGUCCCCUCCCCCCCCAGCUUUUUCAAUAGUGUAUCUUAUUACAUUUUAAAGGGCAGGUUAGGUUAUAAUUUUGGUUCUAUCCACUUUCAUGCUUCCUCUAGCAGUAAUGAAAGGUUUGGCUCAGAGGCUUGCCGAGCCAAUCUUCCAGCUUUAACUUUCCAUAGGUCUUUGCCAGGUAAUAACUCUGAAAAUCUCUUUUUACUGAGAACUCCUGCAAAAAGUGCAGCUGUGUGCUGGUUUCGUCUUGCAGCUCAUAGCUAUGUUGGCAGUGCUCAGUUGCAAGGUAUGUGUCGUCCGCUCACACACGUUGCUGUUGCUAAAUGCUGUUCAGGCAUGUCUCUAUUAACAAGAGGGGGAGAGCUUUUGGAUUGGAGGGAAUCUCAGCUUCUGUUUCAUCUGAUUGGUUAUGGCCGGUGGCAAGGUAAAAAUAGAAGGAGUGGAAAAUCCAGCAUUUCUCGCAUGUCAUCAGAAGCCUCCUUUUAACCUGGGAUAAAUGCCUAAUGACCAGGGAAGAAGGCUCUUUUAAGACAAACCCCCGGCAAGUUUUAAACACCGGGGGCAGCGGGCUUCAAAAUAAAACCCAAAGGGCGCACUUGGUCUCAACGUGAACGUUAAAAUGAUUACUUUAAGUGAAAAAUUGAUACUGGAUUGUAGCAAAGGGAUCUGCAAAGUUGCCCAGAUUCUUAAGAGUGGACUUGGCUCUCCAAACCUUUGUGCUGUGAAGCACACAUCAAAGCAGAAGAUAGUUUUGAAGUCAGGUACAGAUUGCAGGCUGCUUGUCAAGUUUCAUUAUUUCUCUGUGUCCAUUGAAAAAUUGUGUGUUGAGAGGGGUGGGGUGGGGGUGGUGGGGGCUUGUUUCUUGCCAUAAUCCUUUUGAUACAUGUUCAGUCCUCUGCUCUGUUACCACUAAUCCAUAUUCAGAGCUUGUUUUGGCAAUGGUAGCUGGAAUACUUGCUUCCAUUCCGUUUUGUUGCUGUAGCAUGUCAGCUUUCUUAAAAAAAAAAAAAAUUAAAGUACCACGAACAAACCUGGCUUCCUUCUGUGUAAAUCUUGUAAAAUGGUACUUAGUUCUAAGAAUGUUGUAAAGUGUUUAGUUUGGCAGACAACUGUUUCCUGAGGUCUUUUUUUAAAAAAACAAAAUAAAAAAAACACACCCUAAAUGACUGUAAUUUUCGGUUUUGUGCCAAAGGUGGAAAGUUUACUGUCGAAAGUACCAAUUGCAGUAUAAUGGUAUGGGAAUUUUAUACAGGAGCAUCGCAGAACAGAGGAGCUCACUGCUAGAAGAGCAAUGAAACCCACUACUAUUAAGAGAGUGUCGUUGUGUCAGGAUUGUUGGUGAUAUGCUUUGCUCACUCAUCACUUCAUUACAUUACAACGUUAAGGGGUUCCCCUCCCCAUCAGUUUAUUUAGAAUUUAACUAAUUUCGUUAAAAUUAUGAUUGGCAGUUUGUUUGAAUCAGUGAGGUGGUAUUUGGCUUCAAAGAAUCAGGGCUGUCACCCAAUUAAAUAAAUCUUUUUUAACUUUAUGAUAUUGGUUGACUUACCUAUGAUUAAUCAGUUAAAUUUGCAUAUGUAAAAACAGUUGUGAAGUAGUCAUAUACCAUACUAGAUUCUUUUUCCUGUUCCACCUUUUUCAUAUGAUCUUAGGAGAGUCACACUCUCUUUUCUGAGAGAGCACAGAGAAUACCUGUUCUAGUGGCCAUUUCCAGCUUACAUAUGUUUUAAACGCUGCUCAAUUAAUGGCAGUGUUAGAAACUGAGAUAUGAGAGCUAGGAGCUAAAUGGCACCUUAAACACGCAAUGUCUAGGUGUGCUUUUUUAUAACAGGAAUACAAAGCUGAAAAUGAAUGAAUUGCAGCUAAAAUAUUAUGUUCAUUUUCCACAUGGUCUCAGAAACUGCUCGCACACAUGGAAUUCCCUGUCGCAAAAUAUGCCUAGAACAAUGGGAGUUUCGAACACUGAUUAAUGGGUGGUAGUGGUAGAUUUUCAGGCAGUUUUAACUGAUUUGUCUACAUGGGGGUAAGCCCCAUUGGGAAUGUGCAUAGGAUAGGGCAUGUUGCAGCCCUCAAAAUUAUAUUUUAUGUAGCAAACCCAGUUGAUUGCAAGAGCAUUUCUAGCUCCGCAGCAACCUAUUUUUCUGACUGCAAAAGAUAAGACAAGAGAAGAGAAGAGAAGCCUCUCUUCUAAAACAUCAAAAUACUUGAUGCAGCAUUCCUAAUUUACUUCUGAUCUAGGAUGGGAGAACUAGGCUCAAAGGAAUUGUGGUGGGCGGGUGGAAAAUGCUAUUUGCUUUCCUUACAGAAACCACUAGAGGGAGUAAGAGAGAGAAGGCAGUGAGCUGAAUUUUUCAUUCUGCCGCGUGCCUCCCUCAGAACUGCUUUGUGCACAGCUAUUUUCGAUGCAGAUAUUUUUGUGCAGAAAAACGACAUAUACAUGGCCAUGCAUGCAUUUGAAAAAGGCACAGUUAUUGAACACUCAUGUAGGUAUAAAAGUACAAGUACUUUUAAAAAUACAGCAAGGUGCUUUAUGCAUGGAUAUCUUUCACAACGAUCAGUUUCCCCAAAAUUGGCAGAGCUUCUUCUAAACUUUUAUAACAUGAUUGCUUGUUGACAAAUGCGAGAUGGACUAGUGCUGGCUCCACCAUGCUAGGAUGGGAGUGAAUGUUCUUUUCACAGAGUUCGUUCUUCUGCCGGACACAUUUCACAAAGAGCACUUCAAGGAAAUCUUCUUCAGAUUCUUGUACUGUGGAUUUCCUAGUAAUUGUGGCAUAUUCAAAGAACUACUGUUAAGAGGAAGUUUCUGAUCCUUUAAAAAAUGCUGUAUUUUUAUAGUUCUUGUAGAAAUCACGGGGGGGGGGGGGGCAAAAAGAAAGAAGGUGCGUAGCUCCCCCGGCUGGUCAAGUCCAGAGCUUUCUGUUCCAUUGCAUUUUGUUAUAAGAAGGUUGUAUAGAUUUUGCACAUUCGGCUGUGUUCUGUUUUGAAGUGCCCAAGAGUUCUACAGUAGUGCAGAGCACAUGUUGACACAGGGAAACAAGCGCACGCUUUGUAUGGAACACUAGGGUGUGUGUGUGUGUGUGUGUGUGUGUGUGCGGACAUAUGUGAUCAUGCAUCUGUGCAGCCUGUGGAGGACAGGGGAAGAAAAGAGUAGGAGGAGGCUCAUCAAAUACAGUGGUACCUCAGGUUAAGUACUUAAUUCGUUCUGGAGGUCCGUUCUUAACUUGAAACUGUUCUUAACCUGAAUCACCACUUUAGCUAAUGGGGCCUCCCGCUGCUGCCGCGAGCACGAUUUCUGUUCUCAUCCUGAAGCAAAGUUCUUAACCCGAGGUACUAUUUCUGGGUUAGCAGAGUCUGUAACCUGAAGCAUCUGUAACCUGAAGCGUAUGAAACCCGAGGUACCACUGUAUGCAACUUUAAAGGAAGGGCGAAACAAGUGCUAUGAUGUGGACUCGAAGACAACACAGGCUUCCCUGUGCCCGUCGCCAGUCAAGUGCACCUCCAUUCUGAACCCUUUUCCCUGGGGAGGCUGCACCUGUCUUUUCAGGGAGAUUACAGGUUGUGAGGGAAGCAAGCAUACUGCCCUUAAAGAGCCUUUUUAGCGACAGAAAAAGUGGGUGGUGGGGUCAAGCGAGUUGGAGUAUUGGUUGUGCUCUAUAUGCAGUGCAAGGAAAAGCAGGUGCAAGUGUCUUUUAAGGACAGAAAGGCCUCAGGAACUUGAUGAGGAGCAAUGAACACAGGCGCCUCUGCAUCUCCCAUCUGGACUUCCCAGUGCAAAAGGACCCAGAAUGGAAGACGGGUGCAAUUCUGCACAGGGUGCAAUCCUUUCCCAUUUGGCCACCUGAGGUGAAACGAGAAUUACCACACCUGCCACGUCCCAGUUCUCGCCAAACUCUGCAGGAUCCUGAGCGCUCCUCCAACUGUUGCCACUCGCUUUGUUUCUCCGCCUGGGGUGGGGAAGACGAGCGGCAAAGCUGCGCACCAGAAUGCCUCCCCCUCAGCGGCAGAAGUGGUGUGGCUCUGAUACUGCCUCAUUGAUAAAUGGUCACAUUCCAGUGGUGCCCUGUGGUACAGAGCUCCGUGUCGCCUUCAUCAAUUAUUCUGAAAAUUGAAGCAAACAAGGCCAGGGGAGGCAUGUCGAGACUUCUCAAAAGGUUGCCCCAAUGAAGAGCUCCAGUUGCUAUUUUGGUGUGUCCAUGAACACAAAAUUGGAUGCCUGUUUCAAACUACUAUGCACUUUCCAUGAACCACUGUACAGCAACUUUCCCAUUUAUUACAUCCCCAGCAUAUUAGGGUGCAUGUUUUCAUUGCUUAUGGCAGCCAGUGCAAAACUCUGGACCAUCUUUCACCCAGUAGGGUCCAUCACUGCUCUUAUACUCUGUCUUAGCUAGCCAUGGAAAUAUGCCAUGCUGGCAAGGAUAGCAUUCAAUAUAAGGUUGCUUCUUCUUCUUUCUUUUUUGCAAGAAGUUGAUAGUGGCACAGUGACCCCCUAAGCACUCCUGUGACAUGGUUGCUAUUCCCAUCCACUAAAACACUUGUGCAUGGCUAUCACACAUGGGCUAGACACAGAUCUGGAUAAGGUUCAUGACCUUUCUUUUAUUUAUGUUUCUCAGAAAUGAGUGUGCAUUGAUGCAACAUGACUUGAGCCCUUUGCAGUGAAAGAGUUAUAGAAAUAUAAGGGUGCAUAUUAUUUAUUCACUAUUGCAUGAGAAAAUUCAUGUUGUAGUGAUAAGUGGUUCAAAAUAGCAAAGGGUGUAGCAUGUGUUUCUGAAGUUUCAUUCCAGGCCAGCAGAAUUUCUACUGAAACUAUGCUGAAUAUGUCCUGAAUUAUUUGGGACUCAAACUUCUUCUUCUUUUUAACUAAGUGAUUAUGUAUGGUUCUAAUACGCAAGGGCUGACGAGAAAACUGUUUGCCUAGACUUUGCCAGCUGAUAAAGGGAAUUUGUUUAGUGUUUAAAAUUUAACCAGCUGCAUUUCAUCUCAUGCUUUUCAUGAACUCUUAACUGUACCUCAGCUGCUUCAUUUUAAAAAAAAAAUAUUUUUUUUUAUUUCUCCUUUCCUUUACAGCUUUUACACUUCCAGAUCUUUCAGAGCAGUUUUCACCACCUGAAAAGGCGGCUCCUCUUCUUAUCAAGUUAGUGGAAGCCAUUGAAAGAAAAGGUAUGCAUAUGGUGGCAUGGGGCUAGAAUAUAACUUUGUUGUGUGCCUGGUCAUUUGGAUUCACCCCUUUGAGCUUCACAUUUUUGAAUUGCAAAUGGGAGGCCUAAAUGUCAGGAGGCAUAUCAGGUCAUGCGUAGUCUUGCACAAUACUCAUGUGCUUGCUUCCAGUGAUGUUGGAAUUAUACCCAAGGUCCAUAAUAAUAAUAAUAAUAAUAAUAAUAAUAAUACAGUCACGUGCUGCUUGAAUUGUGGCUACUUGGUUUAUUAAAGUAGUAAUGAAGCUUGAACAGCUUGCCACCUCAUAACUGGCUGUUGAGCUAUAUUGAAAUGAAUAUGUAUUACCUAAAGACAAAUUUGGAAAAGCCCUAGAAAUGUGAAAUGUUUUCAAACAGGUAGCAAAAACUCUGUCCUUGAAGUGAGUAGUUGAUCCACGGGUAGGGACUGCUUGGGAGCAUUAAACCAGCUUUUCCCCAACCUGGUGCCUUCCAGGUGUUUUGGGCUACAUUUCCCAUAUAACCCAACCAAUGAACGGUCAGGGAUAAUGGGAUUUGUAGUCCCAACAACAUCUGGAGAGCAUUAGGUUCGGAAAGGCUGCCUUACGGGGGCCCUGCUUCCCUCAGGUGUGAGAAGCCAAGGCACAGUGUUUGGGUUUACUUUGAAUGGCGGGGAGUCCUGGAGAGUAAUAAUGUCUUUUGUAUUCCCUGUUUGUAAACAAAUAUACCAACAUCACACUUUGGAGGAAAAAAACUCAUAAGGCAAAAAGCACGAUUGCUAAGGCUGUGUCAGUUUCUUAGAAAAAAGAACAGCCGUCAGAGUGCUUCAGUGUUAGUAAACUUCAGUAGAAACUCUCACUUCUCUGUCUGUGUGUGUCAAAAUUCAAACUUGCUACAAAUCUUUCUUUGCCCUUCCCAUUUGCUGAAGAAUGUUGCCAGAGGAGAGAAAUUUCCUCCCAUCAUGAAACAUGAAUUUUCCUUCUAUAUUUUGACUAGCAUUUCUGUUACUGUACAGUUCCCAUCCCAGCAUGGAUUUAUUGUGUAUGUGUGUUCCUUUCUCCAUCUGACUUCUUCAACUGGUCAGCCUCACCUCCGCAGUGUUAUUCCAUAGGUUUAGAAGUUAAAACAGGACUGACUAUUGGUGCAGGUUAAAAGGCAGAUGGUUUGAAGGUUGUUUGUUUGCAAUCUCUUAAAUGUAGUUCUUGCACUCAUGACUGGUUUACUUUAAAUGCAGCCAUUGUUAAAUGUCACCAACUUCAAACACUUCUUAAUGAAAGGAAGGAGCACCUGUACUGAGAACGGCUGUUUCAAAAUAUACAGGCAAUGAGUUUGGGAGGGUUUCUUAAAGGAUCAUGCCAAACUCUUAUGCUAUUGAAGCAUCUUCCACCAACUAACUAUUAAAGUUUUGUUUUGUUUUAAAGUCAGAACUGAUCAUAGAUCUUCCAUUUCAUGUUUAGUUUGGCCCUGAUGCAAAUUUCAAAGUCAAGAAUUUGGAUAAGGUAUAUUUUUGUAGUGUGGCUCAGCUAGUUGUUUGCAGACAUGUCCUGCAUGGGGUGCAAUUAGAUGUGAGAGACUAAGAAUGUAAUUACAGGAGCAUGUGCAAACUCCUGCUAUGCAGUGGCAUUUGGGUGAAAUACGAUGUACAAAAAGCCACAGGAUUUGUUUGAGGGUGCUUGUUUCUUUGUUUUAAAAACCCAAUCUGCUCUGUUUUUAAGGUUUGGAAUGUUCAACACUGUACAGGUCACAUGGAUCAAGCAGUACUGGUGAAUUGAGACAAAUUACUGAGUGUGGUAGGUACAAAUAUUAAUAGAUUUCAGGGUAAUUCACAUGGGACAAAUUAAUUUAACAUGUAAAACUUACACAUGGCAGAGCAGUGUAUUCCACUGGUAUUCAGUUACAAUCUUAGUUUUCACUGACCCCGUGUCCCAUUGACUUCGUAAAUUCCUGGGAUUAGGCCUACUUGGAAAUAUCUUGGUCGGUAAUAGCUUUUAAGAAAUAUGAUUGGCUGAGGAUGCUGCUAUAACCUAGGUUAGGUAAGGUAAGAUUUAUGCAUGGCUUCCCCACUAAAAGAAGUCUCAGAGCAGUUUACGAAGAAAGUGAGAAAUACAAUGAAAAAAUCAUAUAAACAUUAUUAAAAGAAAUAUAAGAACACAAUAUCAUAGUGUUGGAAAUUCUGAAAUGCCCAGGAAAACACAAGGAAUAGAACAAUGGCAAGGUUGGUGCCAGUGGGCCUCCCUGGGGAGAGAAUUCCCUAGGGACCGAUCCAGUAUAUCCAUCAUUAUUACUGCUUGAGCAAAACAUGAGAAAUAGAGCCUUGUGUAAUCAGAAUAUUGAUGAAAACAUGCUGUAAAACUCCAGAUACAACCAGUCUACAGUUGUUCAAAUCUUCUGGGUCUGAGGAGGAUUUCUCUUGGACCUGAAAACAUAUUUUUAAACUUUGCAUCCAUUUAAUAAUUUUGUUCUGCAUACACAGAUCACACACACACACAUGCAUAUAUGUGUAUAUGCAUUUGAAUAUAUAUCUGAAAUUUUAGAGAUGUAAAGUAACUUUCAGUGCCAGCCAAUAAAACAUUUUCUUGUUUUCACUCUGGCCUUAUCAUUGGUUAUAAUGCUUUACUGUGCUACUGUUUACACAAAAUAUUAGUAUGUAAAACAUAGCUCAGUUAAAAAUACCUUGAACUCUUAGAAGGCCUAAAACAGUCUACUCAUAUUGCCCCAUUAGUGAGAGGUAUAGCAAAGCAACGAAGUCUCCUGGUGGACUUUGGACAGAUCUCCUUGACUGGAGUAUACUUUUGUAUGUUAUUUGUAUGGUGUGGCAAUGUAUUUUCCUUAUCAUUCAUGAUUCCUUGAAUGGUCUUACAGGUGACUAAUGCAAAGACAUUCAAUAUGUUUGUAAAGGUUCUUGUUUAUUAUAUAUUGCUUUUUUUAAAAAAUGAUUCCUCACCAGUGUGCAGAUUCGCCAUGCUCUCUCUUAGCGGCCUGUUGCCAUUACUUUCUGUAGACAAACUUGGCAUUAGAGGGGGGCAUGGGAUGUGAUUGCCAAACUUCUUACAUUAGGAAGCGGAGCUUUUACAGUACGUUGUCUUUCUGCAAUGUCUCUUACAUGUGUUCUACAUAAAUUUUAACUUCUGUGGAAAGCUCCUUUUUAGAUAGUUUUAAAAGGUAUGGAGCCCUAGGGGAGGGGAGUAAGAACCGCACAUCCAGGCAACAGAACAUCCAGGCAACAGAACACCCAACUGCCGUCACUAAGCAGCUCAGCCAAUGCACAGUAGCUCCCUAUCUGCCCUUGGAUAGUAUAAUAAGACCUAUAGCCCUGUAGGAAAUUGGGGAUAUGCUACCCCAGAGCAAUGACUUGCAUGAAACCGGGUAGAAGCAGCCUCAAUGAUGUUGUGUCGCAUGUUAUUUUAAGUAAGCUGCCUUCUGGAUCGAAAUAAAUAAAUAAAAGCACAUUUUGGGUGCCUUGUUUGCUACAAAUGGUUCAUUAUAAACCAAAUUGAGAUGCAAGCAUUGCUUUCUGUUUUGCAUGAUCAAGAAAACAGUAGGGGUGGGGGCAGGCAGACUGAACAUGCUCCAGAGGCAAAGCAUGACUGGGACCUGUCUCUCCCUCUCUCAGAUUUUUCUGCAGUGGAUUUUGAUGCCCUCGAUCUGCAGGUUUUAUCAGAUGCUUUGAAGAGGUACUUUGUGGACUUGCCAAAUCCUGUCAUUCCAGCAUCUGUUUACAAUGAAAUGAUUUCCAUAGCACAAGGUAUGAACGUAAGCUCUUUUUUUGCAAAUGCAGAAUUCAUUAACAGUGGUCAUUUUUGUUUCCUCCGAGGGUAGGUUAUGGGAGGCUUAAUAUACCAAAAAUCGGACCUUUAGACAAGACUUGCAUACAUUUUUUGAGCCCUGCAGAAACACACACACAUUCCUUUUGGAUCUGCUUUGUACACAUAGCAAAGAUCUGCCGCCCAGUCCUGUUUCCCUGGCACACGUAUCUAGUUGAAAACGUUUGUAUGUUUGCAUGUUAUGCACUCACCUUUCAUUUUCAUGUUAACAAAAUCUCAUGGAAUUUUCUUAAAAACAUAAUGUACGAAGCGGUUCUUAGUGUUAAGAACUCAUUGUGACUUGGCAAGUACAAUAUUUGUACAAACCCUGGUUAACAAAUCAAGGAUUUGUCUGUAUGCAGAAAGAGCUAAUUGUUAACCUUUUAUCAGUACUUGCGAGGUAAAUGUAUUAGAGUAGACAAGAUUCUGAAGUCCAUUCGCAAUUCUGGGAUACAGUGCAAUAAAUAUGCAUAGAUAAGGCCCAUCUCUUUUAGUAUUGAAUUCAGGCAGUAGGACGCAACCUGUUCAGUGGCAGCCUUGAUAGUUAUUUGCAAAUUCUAGGGACAGGAUAUUGCUGCUAGUGUAACCUUCAAAGUUACAACAGCACCUCCGAUGCUUAUCAGCUACAUCUCAGAAUUACCCAAUCAUGUAUGAUACUAAACAGAAGACAGACUUCUACCAGCACACCCUGAACGUUUUGUGGCUUUUUACCAAAUGAUACUCCUGUUUCACUAUGACUUUUGUAUAGUUGAUGCUUUUUUCUGUCCAUGCUUACUAAAGUUCUCAUCGUUCAAGAGAAGAAAUAAUUCAUGUCUUCCUGUAAAACUUGUUGUUGAAUUACACGAACCUCAUUAGAAAACGUUCAUUUCUUUGCAGAAGUGCAAAACUCAGAGGAAUAUGCUCAAGUGCUGAAGAGGCUCAUCAGAUCUCCUAAUAUACCUCAACAGUAUUGGCUCACACUCCAGUAUCUACUCAAACAUUUCUCCAGACUUUGUCAGAACUCUACCAAAAACCUUUUAAAUGCAAGAUCCCUAGCUGAAAUUUUCAGCUUUCUGCUCUUCAGGACCCAGGUAGCAAGGUAAGGUGUAUGCAUUUAUUUAACUUACUUAUUUAUAAGAUUUCUUACCUCCCCACCAACCGUAAGGUACUAGGGUGAGUUAAUAAUGAGAUAGUAUUUAAUAAAGUUUCACUCAAAGUAUAUAUAUUGAAAUUAAUGGCCCUAACUUAGUCAGGUUCAUUAAUUCCAGUGGCUCUACACUAAGUAAACCUUAGUUGAAUGCCAGCCAUUUAAUCGUGCAGUUAGAAAACCAAUUACAGUUGCAAAAGCAAGUGAAAUCAUUUGUAUAUGUGUCUGAUAUUAUUCAGAAUAUUCAACUUGUUCAGUGCAUGCUACCUUGUUUUAAUAUAAGACCAAUAUUUUUUUACAGCUCUGACAGUCCUGAACAUCACAUAAAAAUCCUGGAAGUGUUAAUUACAAGUGAAUGGAAUGAAAGACAACCUGCACCAGGUAAGGAAAUCUGGAUUUUGGAAGCAUUUUGAAGUAUAUUUUGGAGAAGGCUGUACUUGUGGCAUUUUCUUACCCUCUGCCUUUAUUAUUAUGUUGAAUUGGGAAGUCUGAGGCAAAAUGGUUUUGCCUUCUCUGAUGGUUAACUUCAGGUAGCAAUGGGCACAGCUGAAAACCAAGUAGGCUACUCUGGCAAGCCACACUGUCCAUAAGGCAGCUAUGGGGGAUCUAGGGCAGUGCACGGGAGCCCUUCUGGUAUGCAAUUGUACCUUCCUGCUUGCCUUGUUUUCUGAUUAAGCACUGAGGGAAACUCCUGUGUAGAAAUAUCCAAAGAUAAGAUACACAGUCGUAGCAUGAGCUGGGUUCAAAUGUCACCUCUGCCACAAACUCCCUAGAUAGAUUUAUACAAUCUACUGUGCUGUCCCCACCCCUGUCUGUAAGAUAAGGAUGGUAAUCUGUCAACCAAUUUUUCCUUGCUUAAAGCCAUAUGUCAUCACAACGCAGAAGAGUAUGGCUUACCAUGGCUCCAUGAAUGUGCUGACUCCCAGUGAGGAGCUUGCACCCAUUUUGCUCCUCCCUGUGCCUUUUUGGCUCCUGCAGGAAAGGUUUGGCUUAGGGUUUUGUCCAAGCUCAGGGUCAAGGUUAACGUCACUCUCCUGAAACCAUGACCUGUAACCAUAGGGCAGACCUUGGCACUGCACUGACAUAAUGUUGGAAAGAACCUUUCGCUGGGGGAUUUUGUAUACUGUGGACAUUGCAAGGUGUUCUUUGGUGACUGAUGACCAAAUAAGCAAACUUUUGGCACAUACUUUUCUUUAAAGCAGAUUUAAGGUGUUGUCUGAAAAAACUGAGCGCAGUAGAGGCUGUCUCAGGAACGGAAUGUGAAGUCAAACAGAUGUGAUUUGGGUGUAUGAGCAGAAUUUUAAAAAGCAAUAGUCGGUUGAAAACGGAUACCCAGAAACAAAUGGGAUGUAUUGGUACUGGGUAUGAAAACUGUGAACUGUAAGGGAGACACAGAGAUCUAAAUAGAGACUGUUAUUUGUGGCGCAGCAUCCCUUUUGCUUGUAUUUAUUUUUGAUUCAGAUUUGUCAUGACCAAUGGCUAGCACAGUAAAGUUAUUUGGAUUGGAUUGGAUUGGAUUGGAUUGGGUAUGAUAACUGUUGCCUGCUUUAGAGAGCUGUUGUAGGGAAUUGUGAAAAAAAUGCAUGUGAAAUCUGACGGCAGCUUUGGUCGUUGAAUUGACUUGGUUGGUUGACCCUUUUUAAAAAACUGGAUUAUGAAAACUGCAGGCACUCAGUUCUAUCUUGGAAUAGACACCAAGUGUCAAAGGAUUCUUCCAAGAUGGUACCUUUUGAAUCAUAUCCAUGCUUACUCCCCCUGCUCAAACCUUGUUGUUGUUGUUGCUUUGUGAGGAGAGGGGAGCAUCAUGGCUUCAGGGGAAGAGAAGGAAGGAAGAGCCUCGUUUCAGGAAAGGAAAUUCACCUGCACUGUGCUGUAUUUCACCCUAUGUUUUUAUUAAGGAAUAUUUUAAGUACAUUAUCAAUUGACAUCACUGUAAGCUGUGCAUUUAUAGAUUUCAGUAUAAUCCUUUAUCACAACUCACCUGUGCUUAGGGAAAAUUACUGAGUCUAAGUGAUUUGGCUUUAAAAACAUAAUUUUAACUCUAUCCCCCCCGCUCUUGGCAUCCCUUACUCUCACUUUAAGCCAGUCUACAUUCUGAUGUUUGUCCAGCAGAGGGCUCCCCUUCUAAGCUAAUAAUAAGCAAGGCUCAUAUAAUUUUAAACGAAUAAAAUACCUUGCUGAAUUGUGAGUCCCAUACUUUGUCAGUGCUUCUUAUUUUGUAUGUGUUUUUUUUUUGGGGGGGGGGAUACAGACCCCAGUGAUUUCCUUAGUGUAAACUAAGUAACACAGACAAAUAUUGCGGUUGGAAGUUGGGUUUGUAUUCAGCCUCUGCUUUUAGAUGCUUUGUGAAUCCACUCUUUCAAGCACCAUCAAACAAGUAACCAAAUUGUGCAAGAUGUGGUAAAAUUCUGGUUUUUAUGGAAGAGAAGAAAUCAAAUUGCAGGCACAAUGCACAAUCCUGCCCCUCUCUUCUGCUUUUUGCAUGCAGCCUUGCACACGCAUGAACGCAUUAGCUCGACACACUGAGUUCUGUGUUUUUGGUGCCAUCUAUAGGGGAAGAACUAAAUCAAGCCCAAAUUAAAUAUCAGAUACUCCUAUAAGUUUAUAGGGGGGGCAGUGAAUACCAUUCCUGUAUUCUAAGUCAGAGUAGAUGGGAAUGGACUUUUCUAUAAUCGUUGAAACAAUAUCAUAAAAUGGAGUCAACAGGUUUCUGUAAUUAAUAGCAGUUUCUGUAAUUAAACGUGAACAGUUUAAGCAGAUUGCCGUUAUAGUACUCAAAUUACAUUAAAGUGGAAAACAUAAAUGUGUGUCUCUCCCCCCCCCCCAAUUAAUUUUCUGUUCCCCAUUAAAUGAACCAGAAGCUUAUUUCCUUUGUGGUUGUAUAACAUUUUUAUUUUUGUAGUCAAAGGCAAGGAGAUGUGAAGCUCAUAAGGAAGUAAAAUCUCCCAAAAUAUGUUUAUGCCCAAAUUCAGGACUUUUAAUGCAGUUUGAUCCCAGACCAACAAAGAUUGAGAAUACCAGUUGGUACCCGAGAUGCCCAAAGUUGCCAAAGUAUACGUAUAAGUUAUUAUGGUCAAUUGACUAAUAAAUCCUGAUUUGAUUGAUUGAUAUAAGCAGGCACUGCAAGCAAACAGAGGGGCUGAGUUUCAAGUUUAAACUCAUGUAACUUGAAAGCUCUGCGACUGUCGAUGUACCCAGGUUGAAGGUAGCGGGCAUUCAGGGAGGGACUGGGGACUUCAAGUUGAUAUUAAUUUGACUCAGCAGUGUGGGGCUUCAUUUUAUGGGUCUUCAAACACCACCUGUCGUUGUGGUCCGGUGAAAGUGUGUGGAAGGUGAUGCAGUGAAUGCUAACAAGCUUCUUCUGCGCUUGUGGGCUCUCAGAGACGCAGAACUUUACAAGGAAGGCUUUCGUUCUGUUUCUCUCCCCCCCCCCCCCCCAGCUCAGCCACUUCCUGUGUUUUGCUGCUCAUAAUGCUUUUCUUGACAGUCAUGUACUUCACUUCUGCAUGCAGCAGCCAGCUACAGAGACUAUUUUAAGGCCACUUACAAUGGUCUUCUCAUUUACUUGGCUAAAAUGAGACUGGGUUAGUCUUGCAUUGGCCACUUGUUAGCCGAUGACAACUCUGACUUUGACUCUGCCUACCCUCCCCCCCCCACCCGCCUGAAAUCUCUUGCUCAGCAAAUAUUUGAACCUGCCCAAGUUAAUCAUGAAACCGAGAUCUUUAUCUCAGAGAGACGUGCAAGCUACAGAGGACUUUUUUUUUUAACUACUAAAAUCAGUGAUGAAAUAGAGGUGAGCAGAUAGUCUGAGAAAGCCACAAGAAGUCAAUUCUUUCUAAAGCGUAAGAGGACUUGGAGGUUUUUUUAUUUAUUAUUAUUAUUUUGCACGUUGCUGCUUUUUCUUCUGGAAUUAAGGAGCUAGAAGACACUUUUGGAGACACUUGAUUCUUGUUGCCUUCGGUUCCAAGGAUAGUUUAUUUUCUUGAUAUAUAUUGGUACAUGUAAAUUCUGUGGAGCUGGGCAGAGGCCAUCUACAAUCUGGCAUUUUCAGGUUGUUAAAUGCAAGGGUGACCAAGUGCCAUGCACAGUAUACAAAGUAAGUGACUCACUCUCAUUCUCUCUCUCUCUCUCUCUCUGUAUAUAUAUACAAUCUUUAAAUGAAAUGCAUGUGAUCGUAUAUAUUAUGUGUGUGUAUGCGUAUAUAUAAAUGCAUGCAUAUAUGCAUUGUAUAUGCAUACUUUUACUAUAUAUGAUCAUUAGACUAAUCAGCAAGCUUUGAUAGUUAAAAUGUGAUUUGAGUGAAACUUGACACCUGUUCAGUUAUCUGCUGGAACAGUGGAAAAUCACCUGUCUGUCAGUGUCUUGCCUGUUCUGGUUUUCCACAUCGUGUCACAGCAAGCUAGACUAGUUUGGGUCAAGCAGUAACCUGAUCAUAUAAGUGUGGCUGUUCCGGAGUUUAGCCAGUAGUAAAACUUUUGGUGAGGGAGUGUACUUACUCUUCCCAGUUUUGCUGUUAAAAGCGAAUUGAGGGGGGGAAACAAAUAAAAAAAGACAGCGACUGCCUCGUUGGGCUACGGGAGCUAGCUAUGUGUGCUCUUUCGUCUUUCAGAACCUAAUUUAAGAAAUGUACCUUGGCAACAGAGCUGUUUGGAUAGCAGGUGGGCUAAACCCUCAAGUUCAAUGUUUGGACUUGUGUCUGGGACUGUCUGAAGUGUCCUGUUACAUGAGGCAAAUGGAAGGAAUCUCUGGAGCAUGUCCACCUAAAGGGUUGUAGAGGAGGGGGAGGCUACUGUGGGAUGGGUUUAAGCAUGGCUGUUGCAGGGCAACGAGUGUGUGCAUGUUUUUGCUGCUGUUGGUGCUGCAACCAUGUCCUUACAUGCUAGUACUUGUCUUGAAGGAUAAAAAUGGUCAAGAGUUCAUUUGUAUGUGCAGUGCUUAGAAGAUGUGAGUUGGCUUUCAUUCGUGGUGUUCUGCAAUGCACAUCACCUAGAGUUCCGGUAUAAUAAUUGGUAAGGCAACAGUAGUACUAAUGAGUUAAAUAUUUUCCACGUCUGGCUUUCUGUGAUGAUAAAUGUGUAAAAUAUUGGAAUCUCUGCUUGGUGACAUCUUUAAGGAUUUUUUUUUUCUGAUGCUGAGUAAGAAAUCACCUUUUAAAGAAAUAAUAGGUCGCUUUAGCUGUGAGAGAGCCUGGAGGAAGAGACCUGAGAAAAUAUCCAGUCUAAAGCAGAGAAGGCUGACCAAGAAUUUUUGCUCUUCAGGAAUUGCCAAAAUGGCAAAUGCCCUGAUGACAGCAGGUCAAAAGAAGCAGUAUGAACUGCUUCUGAAAUAUUCUGAAAUAUUCUGUUGUAUGUGUUGUAUUUUGCUAAGCAUUUAAUGAUGGUGGGCUUGAUUUAAUUAACAGGAAGUUGUUUGGUUUUACUCAAAACAGCAAAGAUAGAUUUUGAGUUUCUACGUUUUGUGAAGAAUUAGACAAUUGCAUUUGCCAGCUUUCCUGAAAAAGGGCAUUUCUUGAAGGUUAUUAGUACAGGACCUUGUGUUUUAAAGAAGCAGUUGGUACCCAGACUUGUGCAAAAUGGGCACUUGAUAAUAUAUCUGGAGCCUCCGAACUUUCCUCUUGUCAGGCUUUUAUUUAAAAAACACACCCAUAGUAGAGUCAAAAUGUGCAUGGAAGGAUUGCAGUCAGUCGUAAACCCUGCUAGAGAACAGAAAGCUGGGACAGAGAUGUGAUCUCUCUGUGCACCAAGAAAUCUACUGUAUUGAAGGAAAACGCUUCCUGCUGCUGCUAUCAGCCUUUUGUCAACCUGCCAGCAGUGGAAUGUACCAAGCAGCAGACAGGAAAGAUUAAAGGGGGGUGGGGGUGGAAUCAGUGUAAACUGAGAACAUGUUCAGUCGUCUUUAUAAAUACAAUCAGGUACCGAUCACAAUUCUAUGAAGUGUCUAUUCUUUCUGAAAUGACAAUUGUUAUAAGAUUAACAAGGAAUAAGAGUUGGGGGGGGGGGAUGAAACAGGAGUGGUCCAGUGACAUUAUUUUUGACAUGAUUGGCUGGGGAUUAUGAUGUAAUAGGUUACAGUGCAGCCCCUUAUAGGUUUUAAAAUGAAUUCCAAGACACCAUUACAAAGAGAUCCCGACUGUUUCCUUCUAAGUGAGCUUACUCGCUGAAACUCGUACAAAUGUACAACACUGUCUGGAACAUGGAAGAACUGGACAUAGACUAUCCUAGGACAGAUAUAAAUUGUGGCACGGAUUUGAUGUUUUACAUAGAAAUGGACCCGCCAGGUAACAUUGCAGCAUUAUUGUCGGAGGCUGGCAUAUUCUGGAUGCCACAAAAGCUGCUCUCAGAGCAGAACUGGGAUUUGGGGGUUAACUUGCUGCUGUUAAGUUGCUGAAUUAAAUUAUCUUUAGUGCAUGGGGGGAAAAGACAGCAAGGGUUAUUGUUCGGAAUUCUCUUUGGCUUGCUUAAUGAAACUAAUUGUCAUGUGAUUUCUGUUUUUAGUUUUUUCCUCUCACCUGUAGGUCUGUUUGUUAUACUGUACAGUAAAAAUAGCCCUGCUUUGUGUGUCUUGAUGUCAGGCAGAAAAUGCUGUAAAAAGCUGCUUUUUUCUCAAAACAAUGACGGCGUUUUAAAUUAUUGGGCACUGUUAUUAAAUGUUAGGUGCCACCAUUUCUACUUUCAUUUAGCACAGGAUAGGAAGAUCAAUGGGCUGCAUCAAACCUUUGAAAAUACAGCAUUCAUUUUGAUGUGCAUCUUUCUCACAUGCAUUGUUGUAGAUAAAUGAGAUUGGAGUUUCCGUUAAAGUAAAUAACUUGAUUUAAUUUUUAUUUAGUCCCGAUUCCCCACCCCUACCCCCAUUUUUAGCUAGUAAGCCAGAAAUCCUGCAGUAUCUUCUCUGGCACCCACUGGUGUCUGCAUGCAGGUUUGACAUUGAGAAACAGGACUGUGGGUUUUUGAAAAAUCAGUAUUGCCGUUUGGAGCAGUUUUAUCCUAUAGAAUGCUAAGAUUAGAACCAGGGAUAUUGGGGUCACAGAUGGACUCCUUAAAGUGUAUUUUGGCAAGAUCAGAGGAUCAGAGAAACCCAAUUCUUUCCCUAUAGCAGUGCUGUGUAAUUUUCCAGUUGUUAUUAGCCACAGCGGUGUUGAAUCUAGAAAGCAACGUAAUUCCUCUUGGAUGAUUAAAUCAGUAUGUGUCUGUAAGCGUGUGUGUGGAGUGUAGCAUAAUUUUAAUACAUCAAAUGAUAGAAAGAUGUGAAUACCAGGGAUGGGAAAUGAGGUGCAAAACUUCAGUUCAUAUCUUUCCAAGUCCAAAUUGCAAUUUGUGCUACGAUGGGAGUGGGGGGAGGAGCUCUCCUUGGCUGAGAGCACAGGACUUUUAGGUAACCAAGGCUGCAAUCAUAUGCACACUUAUCUAGAGGAAACCAUGUUGAAUGCAGUGGGGCUUACAUUUAAGCAGAUGCAUAGGAUUGUGUUGAAAUUAUAAAUGCUUACUAAAGGAAUUAAGCUUGUUUCCUGGCAGGAGAGGGAGAAGUUUCAAAAGCAGUGCUGAUUAAAAACAAAUAAAUGAAAUCAAAGCUGAAAUAAUUUUCUUCUUCUCAAUGGAUUUAAGUUGGUUGUCAUUUUAGAACGUAACCUACCUGUACACAGCAGGCAGUAUAAAUAUAUAUGUAUUAUUGUUUUCAUUUGCAGCACUGCCUCCCAAACCUCCAAAGCCUAAUACUGUAGCAAAUAACGGUAUGAACAACAACAUGUCUCUGCAAGAUGCUGAAUGGUACUGGGGAGAUAUCUCAAGGUAAGGACACCUUUUAUCUUGCUAAUUAUAUAUGCACAUUUUUAGCAUGUUCUCUAUUUGAUAGGAAAUGUUUAAAACAUUGAAGCACAGGUUUCGGUUGCAGUGCUUUUAAAGAGUUAAAAAGUAUAUAUUUGCAAACCAGAAGUACAAAACAUGCCAGAGCUAUAUUCUGUUAAACAUUUCUCUGUUGGUUACUUACAACAGGAAACAACUGUUUUGCAAACGUAUCAAGAGCACCAACGUUUGUUUUUACAUCUAAAACUCUUUGAAAUUCAUACCAAAGAAUAAGAAUACAAUUGCUUGCAGUUCACAUUUUCGUACAUACAGGAGAGUACAUACAAGUAGUCUAUUACUGAGUUCUCUUGCUAUAAACUUAUUGGAACAAGUGGGAAGUCAUUCUUGGAAUAACAGAACUUGGCAGGUUUUCAUAUGAAAACUUCCUCAUACUUUGACUGUGCUGAAUAAAAAAGAAAAAGGGAGAAAAUACGUUAGUAGUGAAAGGCUAGUAUUUUUAGAAGCUAAACCAGAUGUUGCUUUGGUCCCAUCACAGGGAAGAAGUGAAUGAGAAGCUUCGUGACACAGCUGAUGGCACCUUCUUGGUACGAGAUGCCUCCACCAAAAUGCAUGGGGACUAUACGCUUACACUAAGGUAAAUAUCGUUGCAUCAUCAUAUUAUUUACUGAAGUGCAUUUUACAUGGCUGGAUUUAAGAAACAUUUUCCCCAUUGAAUUUUAUUUACAGGAAGGGAGGAAAUAAUAAAUUAAUCAAAAUAUUUCACCGAGAUGGGAAAUACGGCUUUUCGGAUCCAUUAACAUUCAAUUCCGUUGUUGAGCUAAUAAACCACUACCGGAACGAGUCUUUAGCCCAGUAUAAUCCAAAGCUGGAUGUUAAAUUGCUUUACCCGGUAUCCAAGUAUCAACAGGUAAAAAAAAAAAAAAAGAUUUUCAUCUCCUCUUUUGCUUAAGUACAAAAAUAUUGUAAGAUUGUCUCCUAACAAAAUGAAUGUAUGUGUAUCUGUGAAGGAUAGGAAUUGGGGUGGGGAUGGGGGUAUGGUUACUGUUUAACGUAACAUUUAAGUGCUCACUGACCCUAACCCAUGUUAACCUCAUCAGAUUCAAGAGUAGGUUUUUGCGUACAGGGAAAAGCUCAUGCCCACUCAAUCUGUUAGUCUAAGUUGCCAUGGGGUGUUUUGCUAGUACAGACUAACACAGCUCCUCUUCUGGAAUGUGCACUGUUAUCUAAAGAACUGUCUCAUUUAUAAGUGGAUCUGCAAGUCUUGGGUGUGCAUCUGGAUGCAGUGGUAGGCUGGAAAUGACCAAGACUGAGACUGGAUCCUGGAAAGAUAGAGACCCUGUAGGUGGGCAUUCCCGGGUCUGGGAAAAUGGCCAUUGGCCUGUUCUGAAUGGGGUCACAUACCCUUUGAAGGAGCGGGUUCAUGGUCUGGGGCUACACAUUGAUACAACCUUGUCAUUAGAUGCUCAGAUGGUAUCAGUGGCUACACGUGGCCUCUACCAGCUGUGAAUGUUACUGGGCAGGUACAAUCUGGCCACAGCAGUCCAUGUACUAGUAACCUCAAUGAGUGCUGCAAUGCACUAGAUGUGGGUUGCUCUUGAGUUUGGUCCAGAAGUUCUAAUAAUGGUGCAGAAUACUGCUGUUGCUACAGUGUUGGCAUCUGCUGUUGUUUUUGUAUAUAUUUUUACUUAUUUUUUGUUUUCUGUGCACAGCUUAUGGUAUUUUUGUAAUGUGAGUAGUUUAUAAAUCUGUUAAAACAAAAAGUUGCUGAUCUGAAUAGUGGUGCACAUUUCAGGAGCUCCGUAAGUGGCAUAAGCAAAAGAAACACCUUGGACUAAUAGGCUAAUCACGACACGAGCUUUUUCUUGUAAGCAAGAAGAACGAGCCGUUGCAUUUAAUAAACGCAUAAGCUCAUUCCACAAUAAAAUGUAUGGGGUAUACAUCUGUUUUCGGUGGCAGCAUUGUCAUGUGCAGAAUCCAUGGACGUUCAUUCAGUCAAAAAUUAUUGGCUGAUUACUGGUGAUGAGGGGGGCUGCUGCAUUAUACAUGCCUGUCUCUAGACCCAACCCAUUGCAUUGUGCGAAACAUUAAUGUGUAAGAAGCCUGGUCUUCAUUGGACAUGUAUCUCCAUGCGCUUGUCUUUCCAGGAUCAAGUGGUUAAAGAGGAUAGCAUUGAAGCAGUUGGGAAGAAAUUGCAUGAAUAUAAUAUCCAAUUCCAAGAGAAGAACAGAGAGUAUGACAGACUCUAUGAGGACUACACAAGAACAUCUCAGGUGAGUAGUGUGGAAUGUCUACCAUGAACUCAGUCUAUAAAGCACUCUGCCACAGUGGGGCCUCUUCAUUUCAGUAGGAAUUAUAACAGGAGCUACGAUGACCUUUGAGUGCAUGUUUUGAAAGGACGAAAAGUGUACGGUUUGAAUAGUGGAGCAGCUUGCCGCUGUUUCACUCCUCAUUUGCUUGGCCAGUGUCCUGCUUGUCUGGUCACAUCCAGGGGCACUAGCACAGUAGUAAUUAAUAAAUUUUACAGUAAAGAUUAUAUGCUGUUUGAAUAAGACAGCUGGGCCCAGCAGGAAAGUUGACAUUAUCUAUACAGACUAGAUUUUACUAGUGUGAGUAAACCGCUCUGUUGAUAUGGGAGGAAUCUUCUACUUCUUAAAGAUUUGGAUAUGCCUUUCUAAAAAAUAUUAUUUCUGGGUUAUAGUAACACUAUAGUUUUGUGUUUUAUGUCUGCACACACAACUCACUUGUAAUUUUACUAUACCUGGUUUCGGACUAAUGCUUAUAUUCGUGGUAAUAAUGACUUCCCCAGCAAGAAAUAUGUUUUAAAUAAUGAUACUCUAUUUCUUAUCAGAAUAACAUAGUUGCACAGGUAUAUGAACACUGUACUGUUAGUACUCUUGAAGGACUUCAACUUAGCCACUGGAGUCAGGAACAGUAUCUAGACUGGACUUAAUGCUUUAUGGUACUGUCACUAGUAAACCCUUGGUUUUAGCGUUUAUUAUAGCCAAAAUAAAACCGGGAAAGCUAACCAAUUGCUCAGACGAACUCAAUAUUAGAGUAAAGUGUUCCUACAAUUGAAAAUAGUGAUGAUGCUGAAGUAUAUAUUGGGCUGGAUCCAGCCUGGAAGUUGAACUAAGUUCCUAUUGAAAUCAGCAGACCUACAGUUAGGAACAAAACACGACUUAGUACACAUCCAGCCCAUAGUAUAUAGAUAUAUAAACGUCUUUAUUACCUUUGCUGUAAACCUACAAGAAUGCAGUGAACAAAUGAUGGGAUUGAUAGAACUACUUUAGAUGUGCCCUGCAGAAGUUUUGAUCUUUUCUCUUUGAACACCUGGUUUUGAAUGUCCCUGCAGUUUAGUUUGCCAUGUGGUGGUGGUAGUGGGUUGAGAGGCAGGGCUGCUGUUCAAAAAACACACACCAGCCUAUAGCAUCCUUGGGCACAUAGAACUAGUUGCUUGGCUCCUUGGAGCUCAGCCAAGGCAGGGUGGUAGCUCAUUGGUGGAGCACAUACAUCCUUUGCCUGCAGCAGGUCCUAGGUUCACUGGCUAGCAUCCUCAGGUAAGGCUGGAAAAGACUCCUCUAUGAAACUGUGGAGAUCCACUGCCAGUUAGAGCAGACAGUACACAGCUUGCUGGACCACUGGUCUGAUUUCAAUACACGGCAACUUCCUGCGUUCUCCAAGUUGAUUUCUCAGGCAUCAGAAAGAAAGACAUGCAGGCAACCACCCUUGCUACUUUACUGGCAUUAAAAAAAAAAUACCCUAUCACAAAUGUGCUUCAGGUAUAGAGCAUCCAGCCCCUUUCUGAGUUUUGCAGAAACUGAAUUUGCAGCUUUUCUCCCCUCUAGGAAAUUCAAAUGAAAAGAACUGCUAUUGAAGCAUUUAAUGAAACCAUAAAAAUAUUUGAAGAGCAGUGCCAAACACAGGAAAGAUACAGCAAAGAAUAUAUUGAAAAGUUCAAACGGGAAGGAAAUGAGAAAGAAAUACAAAGGUUGGUAGCAGUGUCUAAGAUUUUUAUAUUUAAAGUGCUCUAAAGAAACUGCAAGCCUGAGCAGUGCGUUAAGAAUCUACCUAGACUCUAACAUGCCUAAUUUUCCCCUCCAGAAUAAUGCACAACUAUGAAAAGCUGAAAUCUCGAAUCAGUGAAAUUGUGGACAGUCGGCAUAGACUGGAAGAGGAUUUGAAGAAGCAAGCUGCUGAAUACAGGGAGAUAGACAAACGCAUGAACAGCAUUAAACCAGACCUUAUACAGCUCAGAAAGACCAGAGAUCAGUACUUGAUGUAAGUGCCUAUGAGUUGCCAGAUUUUUAAGUGUACUACUUCAAUUUGAGUCCAUUUUUAAUGCGUAUUACCAUGACUAACUAUGCCUUCAAAUUUACUUUUCAGGUGGCUGACUCAGAAGGGAGUUCGGCAAAAGAAACUGAAUGAAUGGCUUGGCAAUGAAAAUACAGAAGAGUAAGCAUCCAUAGUCUUUUUGAGCACUUGUAUUACGUCAGUUAAAUUAUGACUCUAUACAUUUUCAUUGAUGGAAUAUGAAUCUUGUAGUGUAGGGACUGUGAUACUUGGUCUCUUCAAAAAGGCUAGCUUGGGCAUCAAUUUUACUUUUUGGGCUAGUGGAGAGCUAAGAGUUGAAUCCUUAGCAAUUUCAUAUUUUGUAAAAGAGGCUAAGGUGUCUGAUUCUCCCACAGCCUUGAUACCACAAGGUGGUUAUCCUUUUGUCCAUCUUAAUCCUAGGAAAGUAGAGGAGAUGGUCAACCUUUCAUCUAUUUUUCUAUCUACACAGAGGUCUGUGGCACCUCCUGUUCUUUUCAGUAAAGAGAAGCUCUCAGUUUACUAUUACAAUAGCAACCACAUUAUAUUACUAUUACUAUUGAACCCACAAUAGUGAUUUUGCAGUAGCUGCUAAAGCCUUAGAGCAAGUAAAUGUGAAGGCAACAGGGUUUCAACAAACUUUGGGUGCUAGCUCUGUUGGAAAGGUAUUUGCUAUGCUGCUGCUGAGCAUUCCAGAAUGUGUUUUCAGUAAACCAGCAAAACAAGGCAGAUUCUAAAUUCAUAGAGGAAUGCUUUUAAAUAACACCAAGGUGAGAUUGGGGGAGAAGCAGUGGGGGUUUUUUUACUCCCUGUUAGCAGGAACAGUCUGCAUUAAUCUAGGACUUGCUCCACUUUAUUUAUAAGACAUAUUUGUGAUUAUGGAUCGCAAUCUGUGUUUUGGGUGAAUGCAUAGUCUUGUUUGAAAACCAGAGCCAUCUUAGCGGACCCAAAGCCAGCUCAUGUUGAACUGUUUUGUGCUGACAGCAGGGCAGCACCAUUAGUGAUGGCAGUACUUGAGAACUUCUCAGUCAUGUUGGCUUAGGUCCAGGCUCCAUUCUCACUGGUGGGGGAAGGGAGAUGGCUUACCUGUUCACUCCACAUUCUGUCACGCAGCCUCCUUGGCAUUACUCACAUUGAUCUAGACAGUUGGAAGGAGACUUUCUGCCCAUGGAAGGCAGUCUGGAUCCAACCUGUUAAAAAUAAUAAUAACUGGGUUGUUAUCAUAAUGUGAAGCUGACAAGAAUCCUCUUCAUCUUAUUUUGUUGCCACAUGGCAAAAGUUGUAGGCAGCAAUUUGUACAUCCUGUAGACUCCGGAAAACAAUUCUGUAGUUUGUGUCUUACAAUAUUUGGAAGACAGUCAUGAUGAUUAGGAAAUUGAUUUCUUCUCAACAAAGCCUGAAUCUUGCCCUCAUGUACAGUCGCACCUCUUGUUACAUCAGCCUCCGGUUGCGUUUUUUCAGGAUAUGAACGCAGCAAACCCAGAAGUGUAUACUUCCGGGUUUCGCCGCAUGCGCAUAAGCGCUCUGUGCAUCUCGCCCAUGUGUAGAAGCGCUUUAUCAUGCUGCAGACAUGUGCAGAAGCAGCGCUCUAGUUGCAGACUGUUUGGGGUGUGAACAGCAGCCCAGAACAGAUCAAGUCCGUAACUAGAGGUACCACUGUAUUUGAGAAUGCUGAUGGGGCCAACGUUUGAAGUCCUCAAUUAAAUAAUUUGGGUGGAAGUGUAAUAAAUAUAUUAAAAGUUAAUUUCAUCUGGUUCUUAACUAUUACAUGUUGCUUCUCCUCCCAAUAGGCAAUAUUCUAUGGUGGAAGAUGAUGAGGAUUUGCCUCAUCAUGAUGAGCGAACAUGGAAUGUAGGAAAUAUCAACAGAGGCCAAGCAGAAAAUUUGCUGCGUGGGAAAAGGGAUGGCACAUUCCUUAUUCGGGAAAGUAGCAAGCCGGGUUGCUCUGCGUGCUCCGUUGUGUAUGUAUCCAAAUGUUUUACCCUAUUUCUAAAGAAGUGGGACAUGUAACAUCCUCAGUUCCAUUAAAAAUUAUCCAUCUUGCAACACUGGGCAGAAUUCAGCAUCACACUCUUACAAUUGUUCUGUCAGCAUAAGCAAUGACUUCUUGCCAGAUGGAACAAACUCUCCUAUCCCUGUGUGCUUUUCUGGGGGAUCUCCCAACCUCUCCAGAGCCAAUUGGGCAGGAGGAAGGAGAGAAGGGGAACCCUCGCUGUUCUAGUGGGACUCGCAUUUGAAUCUGACUAAUAAUGUUUGAGGUAACUGGGAUAGCUCAGUUGGUAGAGCAUGAGACUCUUACGUUCAAGGUUGCGGGUUCGAGCCCCUUGUUGGGCAAACAAUUCCUGAACCUCAUGAUCCCUCCCAAUUCUAUGAGGAUAUUGUCCUGAAUCUUAAUAUUUUAAUAUUAUCAGUUACCAACAUUUGUGGGUCUUUUGUACUCACCUAUGUGCUCUCCUCCCUGCUUAAUCUCUCUUAGUUAUAUGCUUAUCAGCUCUGCUGGUGGAGAAGACCCCAAUAGCCAAUGUAAUCUGCUUGGCCGUGCUCCCCUCACAAUCCCAUACUUGUUUGCUUGAGUAGCCAUGUUUUUUAAAUGCUUACUCUGCCAACCCAAUAUGUUCUGCACUUUUAGGCCUAGCUUCACUUCUGAGUGAAGGCCGGUUGUUGACAUAAAGAUGUGCAAUUAGUGACUUGAACACGAAUUAAAGUAAAAAUGUUCAAACUUUAUUCAGUGAUACAAAAUGUUUUUGAAUAAGAGUGUCAUCCUAUACAUGUUUACUUUGAGGUAAGCUCCAUUGAAUUCAGUGGGACUUCCAGGGGUGUAUGUAUAGGAUUGCAGCCAAAGUUCAAGAAAUAUUCUGAGAGAUGUUGAAAUUAUUUCAGAGAAAAAGGGAACUUUAGGUUAUCUGUAUGUGGAGCUACAAAAUAAAAAAAUAUUAUUAGUUAAAGGCGAGUGGAGCAGUGGGAGUAAUUUUAGGUUAUAUAGUAAUAAUGGAGCAAAGGAUUUUUUUAUUUUCUCAUUUUAAGGAUAGCUUAAAAUAAGAAGGAUGUAUCUUUGGCAACCUAAAAAAAAUCUUUCUCUCUUCUUUUAGUGUGGAUGGUGAAGUGAAGCAUUGUGUUAUCAACGAAACACCUACUGGGUUUGGAUUUGCAGAGCCAUAUAACUUGUACAACUCGCUGAAAGAACUGGUGCUACAUUAUCAACACACAUCGCUAGUGCAACACAAUGACUCUCUCAACGUCACACUAGCCUAUCCAGUAUAUGCACAGCAGAGGCGAUGAAGAUGUUAAUAAUACUCUGGGGUUUGUCUCUUUCUAUUAAAACACCCACAAAGAUCAUUCAACAAUCUUGAUGCCUCUGGGUAGAGAAUGCUCUUGAGUUGGAGCUAAAGUGUCAAAGCCAUCUGUCUUCAGAUGGGACUGAAGCUUUCUUCGCAACCGCAGUGGGAGAGAAUGCAGUUUUAAGAGCUGCGAACACACAUUUCUAAUCUAAAGUGCUUUCUUUUUUAGAGGGGAAAAAAAAACUAAGCAGAAGGCAAAACACAUCAAAAGAGAAGUGCUAUACCUGUCUCCCUGCAGGGACAUAGAGGCCUUUAACCAUGGUGCUUGCUGACCACCUCGUCGAAGCUUUAAGAGCUCAAAUGUGGGAACUCUGAAGACUCCAAAGUGCAGCAGGGGCUGUGUAAAGUGGCGUCAGAAUUUCUCCGUUGCGACUUGGGUGAUGUGGUUGCGCACAGAGGAUGCGGAUUGCCAGUUUUGUGGAUUGCUGGUUUUCUGGCGAAUGAUAUGUAGCAGAGCGGCACUUUCACGUUUUAAGGGACACUUUAGAAGACACUUUAAAACAGACGUGGGUAACAUAAGUGCCAGGAAGUGUUUUUGUUUAGACAUUUAAAUUCCUGUUUUAAGAAGAUAUUUAAGACUGAAUAAAACUGGACUUUUAUGGCAUACAGUAUAUAUAAUAUGUACAUAGUUCCGGAUGACUAAAUAUCUUAGAUGGAUACUGUCAAUACCAAACUCAUUCUGUUCACUAUUUGUUUCACCGAAAGCUAAAUCCUUACACUGCUAUGCAAUACUUCAUUUUCUAUAGGCUGUAUUUGUUCAAGUGUAACUAGAGGAUAAGCUUUUUUCUUUUCUUUUUUUUUCUUUUUGUCAUCUCAAAAUGUUCCCUUAAUACAUAUUUUGGUGUUAUUUUUCAGUUCGUUCAUUAUUUCCUCGGCCAUUUUUUAAAAAGUAAUGUGCAGGAUGCCAGUAAAAGGUGGUUUCAGAAUUAAAACUAUGAACUAUUUUAACAGGGUCCCCCCCCCCCCCGCCUCACUUUGUAUAGAGAAUUGGGCUUCUAGCUCAAGAUUAAAAUUCAAGAUUUUCCUUCUUGACUAAAUAUUUUGUUGGGCAGUGCCUGAUAAGCUUCAAAGCUGCUUUAUUCAAUAAAAGAAUAUAUGAACAUUGCAAAGUAUCACUGAGUCCAACAAUAUUGUUUGAAAAAUACCUUCAGAUUAUGGAAUCCCAAUAUAUUUUAUUGGGAGAGUUUUAGAUUUCUGUGCUGGUUCUGUUUGUAUUUGAAUGAAGACAAAUGUCCAUCUUGUUUUGAAUGCUGCAGAAAAACAGUCAGAAAACAUUGGCUACUAGGGUAGUUAAAUCAAGUUUAAUCCAGUUGAUUGACAUGUGAAAUUUUGACCAACAGUUCUAGACACUUCAUCAAGAUAUUUUCCAUAUCGUAUGGAAAAAUUGUUUUUGGUGGGUGGUUUUUCAACCAUGUGUGCAUUUGGCUUCCAUAUUUCAUAUUUUUGUGAAUAACAGAGUAUAAUUAGGAUAAUUUUAGGAAGCCCCGGUUCUGUGACACAUAUGUCCCACAAUUAAUCUUUUAUUACUUUCAUAUCUCUAUGGAGUAAAACAAAAAAAACAAAUAUAGUCAUCUGAAAAGGCAAACAAAUCAGGUACCAAUGGAUUAAAAGUAAUGAAAGAAACAUAAAACCUCAUUGUUCUAGUAUCUAACCAAAUUCUGCAUUUCUUGAGCAAAACUAUAAAAAUCAUAGUUGCGUUUUCUGUUUUACAGAUUAGUGUUAAGGAACUCCGGAAGUCUUUUUUUAUUUUGUUUUAGUGAAUAAGCGAAAAGAAAAUAGAUAUUGUGGAACUUUUUAUGGUUUUGACCCAUUAGGUAAUCAGUGCUUCUUAAAACAAGGCACUACGGACUCCUUGCAGAUAUAUCUUUCUUGUUUGGUAACACUAUGAAUAAAUUAGCUUUGUUCCCUCAGUCCUUUUUUUCCCCUAGUAUCUUUAUAUUUGAUGCUGUGAGGAGUUUGUUUAUCACUCGUUGGCUUUGCUAUUCUGAGGAAUGCAGUGUGUUUCAGAAAACUUCAGGGUUCGGUUCAAACCCCUUUGAAAGCCAGCUGGGGCUUUGCCAACCUUGAAGAAGGCUUUGGCGGGAGUUUGGGCUGACCCUGCAAGCUUAAAUCCGCUUUCACUGGAGUAGUCUCAUGAGAGUCAAUGGAAUUACUCCCAAGUUUACUCAGGUGGAAGUAGGCUGAGAGUCACAUUUCAUCUCAAGGAGCACUGAUCAACAAGAACUAUACCAAUUUUAAUCAGUUCCUUUAUUCUUCUCCACUCAACAAUAGCGGGGAGGAAACACAUGCAUUUUGCUCCAGUGAUAGUUCUUGGAGGGCAAAUUACAACUGGUCACUGAAUAGCAAGUAGUUUGCUAUUGUAAUAUGACCCGAAUGCACUUUGACAGAGAUAGUUGUGCAUCUGUAGGUUGGCUGCACCUGACGUAUUGUCAAACGGAGAGGUAGCGCUGCGAGUUCUGAUCACCUGUUUAAAGGGAAGAGAAGGCUAAGCGUAGGUCCAUUGGGGCAAAGAAAGGUGAUGCCUGGAUUCAGUCCUCACACCACCCAAACUAGCCACCCCAAUGAUCGGCACUGCUCAGUUUGACAGUAUUUGCUGUGCCAAUUUUGUUUUGGGAAACCACAUGUGCAGUUUUCGGAGCUGGAUACAGUGUCUCAGCCUUGGAAACUGCAUAGCAAUAGCCUUUUUAGUUUGUGGUCCCCAAGCUAGCAGUGGAUGCACAUGCAAAACUCUGCCUCUGUGCGUUGCCUCUCCCUCUCUGGUUUAGCAUGCAGAGACAGAACCAAACUUCCGAGCUACCAAGAUAAUUAAACUGGGUUUCUAGAAUAUGAACUGUCCUGUCUAUAUCCCGGUGCACCUAAAAUGAAUACAGCUACUACAGACAAAACAAGUUAUGGAUUCCUUAACUUGAGGCUUAGAUUUGUUGUCUCUGAUGUUACGUGUGUGUGUGUGUGUGUGUGUGUGUAAGGACCACAUUCUCACCGCGUUUUUCAGCAUGAAGUGAAACUUUACUCCCAAGUUUCCCAUGUAUUCAAACAACCUGGAAGGAGCAGGCUGGAUGGUGUUCUGAGGUGUAUUUUAAUGUUCGGAUUUUAUCGUUUUGUGUGUCGUUGGCUGCCCUGGAGAUUCUUUGUGCCAUUUGGCAGAAGAUGCAUUGCAAACAAAAUAGAGAAAUGCUGUUAACUGGAAGUUUGUAUAAAGGGGGAGUGCUUUCUUCUUGUUUUUUUUACAAGGAGGAAAAAUUGAGUCCAGAUCACUAUUUCCUAUUAUAAAAGGGAAAUGGAAGAAGUCUGCUGUAUUCAAUCAUGGUACUUAACUGAGCAUAUUUCAACGUCUCUAACUUUUAUUGAAAAAGGAACACACAACCUUCUCCACCCCUCCUGCCCUUCAGACUAGGGAAGAGUGAAUGAUCUGGAUGCACCUGAUUUCAAAUUCCAGCAACUUGGUUCAAAGACAGAGGGAGCUUGGAAAAGGUCAUGUUUCUAGAAUUUGUUUUAAUGUGUCAAGCCAAAUCUUAUGUUUCAGUGUCAGCUGUUAUGUAGAAAAAGUGGCUUUGUCAUGUAAUUAACAAUGAGCUUUGAUGCUUUGGGGAAAGGGGGGUCAUUCUGAUGUUUUUCAUUGAGAAGAACAUUGGUUAGUUUUAACACAGUGCUUUUGCUAUGCAUGGUAUUUGUUUGGGAAAGUGAUUCCUAAGGUGGCUUUUGUUCAGGAUCACUUUCAGAAUGGGCAGUUCCAAGCAAAAUGCCUCCCAUGGGACAUGGUUAAAAAUGCAAUAUUCCAUUUUUUAAAAAAACCAUACACACAAAGAAACCCCACAGAUCUUGUAAGAUCUGCUUUUAAAAUGAGCCAGAUACAAAAUUAGGAAAAGUUACAUUACCAUUUGUCCCUAUGAGACUGCAUUAGCUGCCCAACAUGCUGCUAUUUUUAUUCUUGGUUUUUUUCCCUCCUUAGGAAAAAAAAAUAAGCUCUGUUCUGUUAAAUGUCUUUAAAACAUUAAAAAUUUUGUUGUUUUUAAUUUUUGUAAGGGAGGCAGAAGCUAAAUGGAUCACUUUGUACAUUGCCUUUAAAAGGUAAAUGCACCUCCUUAAAAGAUGCUGGCUUUCUGAAAUUGAUGGAGCUGUGUCCUGUUUUUAAGUUGCUUAAAAAAAAAUUGUACUAGAUCUUCAGCCAGAAUAAAGAUUGUUUUGCAACUGCGCUUUAUGUGUUGAAUCCUCAAUGAGGUCAUUGUCGCAUUGCUGACUCUCUUGUGUGCUUGGUUUCUGAUGAUCAGCUGGUAGUCUAAAGGAUGGUAGCAUAUGAUUUCUCCCCAAAGGACCCCAAGUAUAAAGGGAAAAAUAAAUAUUUCAACUUGGUACCCCAGUAGAUUAGUAGUUCCUAGUGCAUGAGAUGGACAUACAUUCCUUUUUAUUUGGAUGGUAAGAGUAUAAUAUGACCUUCUGUGUGGUACAGGUAACUUGCAACCUACUCACAUGUAACUUGUGUGCACUCAGCUUUAUGCGCUUGGCAGAGAGUGAGAGAGAGUGCAGGGGAGAGUUCUGGGGGAAAUGGUUUAGCAAUCCCACCAGCAACUGAACCCAACAUAUUUUUACUAUACAUAUUUUUGACUUUUCGCGCAGUCCCCAGAACAUAACCCCCGCAUACGUUGAGUCGCCUGUAUUAUAAUAAAACUUCAUUCACACAAAUGGCUUUUAGGAUAAAACAGAUUAUUAGUGUCCCCUCUAGACUUUAGGUGGCAACCAGGUCUUGUGCUUCUCUUUUGAAACAUGAAGGACUUCCAAAAGCAGAUUGUAAUAUAAUCAUAAUAUAAUCAUAAUUUACCCCUCCUAUCUGGCUGUGUUUCCCCAGCCACUCUGGAUGGCUUGCAACGGAAUAUUAAAAACAUGGUAAAACGGUUUUUUUUUUUAAAUGAUAUUUAUUAAAAGUUUAAAAAUUACAG
Messenger RNA from Podarcis lilfordi (Lilford's wall lizard), 63447 nucleotides. NCBI's taxonomy places the organism in Eukaryota, Metazoa, Chordata, Lepidosauria, Squamata, Lacertidae. The record is from the annotation of a GenBank genome assembly.